AUGCCUGAGGGGUCACGGCGAGGCAGCCAGAGAUCGCCUAGCAACUCAGGUAAGGGGUGGAGCUUGCACUGUUGAGUAUUUCCCAUGUUUUGAUUGAGAGGCUGUGCCCCCUUCCAGCGACUUUGUUUUCCUUUCUUUUGAACUGUUUUCAGUCCAGGACUGUUUUUGAAGCCCUCAGUAUUUUCCUGCCAGUCUGGUCCCCUUAAAAGUCCUCAUUAUUUUGGCCAAUCACGUACCGGAUAAAAACCUGGACUGUGCCAUCAAAAAACAUUGAUGAGAAUUGUUUUAAUAUGAUAUUGUCUAACUCUGGCGUUUUAAGUUGUUCGCUUCAAUCAGUUGGUUUUUCAGUGUUUCAGAUUAUCAGACUGACUCGCUGGUCUUUGCACUAAUGGAAGGAUGAGUGAAUGAGACCAAAGAAAGAUGGAUUGAUGCGUGGGUGGAGAGUAAAAUGAAAAGAGGGUUUAAUGUUGGAUAGAUGAAUUGAAUAUUAAAAGAAUGAUAAUUACAAUAAUGUUUGAAUGAUGGAUAAAGAAUGGAUGGGUGAAAGAAUAUAAAGAUUUGAGGAUGGACAGAUGGCUAAACCGGCAGAUGGAUAGAUGCAUGGAUGGGUAGAUGAUGUGAUGAAUUGUUGGAUGAUGAUUGAUGGAUGAAGGAUGGAUGAAUGCAUCGAGGGAUAGGCGGAUGGAUGAAUGUAUGGAUGAAUGGGUGGGUGGGUGGAUGGAUGGUUGAAUCGCAGAUUGAUGGACAGAUAAAUAGAGAGAAAGAUGGAUGGAUGAGAAAUAUUGAGGAGUGGAUAAAAGAAUGAAUGCAUGAGUUCGAAUGAGGAAAUAAUGACAGAUACAUGGAUGAAUAGAUUCAUGGAUGGAUAGAUGAAUAAUGGAUGGAUGUGUGAAUAGAUAUUAGACCAGAAGAUGGAUAAAUGGAUGAAAGAACAGAUGAACAAAUAAAGAGCGGGGAGCUGGAUGAAUGAAGUGGUGAAAGGAUGGAUUUGUGGACUGGUUAAUGGAAUUUUUUGGACAUAGGAAUAGACUGAUUCAAGGAUCAUUAAACGGAUUGAUAAAUAAACCAUAACACUAGAUAUCAGGAAUGAAAUAUGAUUACUGGAUUUAUUUUGAAAGUUAUUGAUUUAAGUGAAUUAAAAUGAAAUCAAAACUUCUAUAAGACUGUGUUUCUUCAAAUUUCACUGUCAAGAUUUUUCCCUGUUUAUAUGACCUCUAAAUGAGUCAGGACUGGAUUAAUUAUUUAAAGAAGAAAAAGGACAUACAGAGGCAGCAUUUGGGGAGCUCAGACAGCCUUUUACUCUUUGACACAGUCGGCUGUUUGUUUGGAUUUUUCCCAUGAAGCUGGAGUGCAUUUAAAGUUAUUUUAACUCCAUUUAUUUCUGUUGAAAGUCUCCACUCAACUUUCUCUCUGAGAGCUGUGACUUCCUGUUACCAACCCGGAGCAGAAUGACCUGCUAUUACACACACACACACACACACGCACGCACGCACGCACGCACACACACACACACACACACACACACACACACACACACACACACACACACACACACACACUCAUAGAGGCCCAGUAAUGAUGUGUAAUUACAUACAACCACCAUGCUGUUUGGUUGCUCGGCUGUUAUAUUGGCUUCUAUAGUUAGGAUUCAUGGACACACACACAUGAAAACACACAUGAUAACACACCAGGACACACUGCAAUUAUCAUAAAGGCAACAGAUUUAUACACAAACACAAACACACACAGUUUGUACACACAGCACUGAUUGUAACUUUCACUGAGUGCAGGAAGUUGUAUGGUUUGUGGUGAUAAAGUGCAGCUCUGAACAAUGUUACUGCCUCAACACACACAGACACACACACACACACACACACACAAUAAAAUGCCGCAGUAGAUCUGUUGAUUAUAACCAUAGAAAGGAACGAAGCAGAAAAUAGAGAGAACGCCCAAGAUAAGGCUGGAGAAAAACGACUUGAUGAACGAUAGAAUAGAAACAGAGGAAGAGGAGGAGAAAGAGGAGAAAAUAAGGCAAGUACCAGACAGAGGAGAAGGAGAAAGUGAGGAACAAUGUUAGCACCAGUUGUGUUCUGCUCUGUAAUUGGCUGGUUUCUGACGUCUUCCUUGUUCCUCCUAUUCCUCUGAUAACAAACAGACAGAAGAAACAAACCAGGCUGACUGUUUGGACUGAAAACAAGCAGCACAAACAGUUUUAUCAGGAAAAAUGUGCAAAUACAGAAUCAAUGCACCACAAAUGCAGUAACUGAAUUAAUCUGCAAAUGUAAAAGAUAUUUUGCUGCAAAAUGACAAAACAUCUCCUGACUACAUUAGUUUUGACUUCAUGUCCUAAGGUCAAAUCACGCCACUUUAACAUCUUAACAACAAAGUCGGUGGAGAUUGUGAUGGGAAAUUAGCAGAUUGUUUAAGGGAGUUCACUGCAAGAACAAAUGUAAACACAAGAAAACUGUGAGGAUGUGCGUGGGUGUUGAAUGGCAAACCUCAAUGAAGAGGUCAAAGGUCAAGGAGGGAGUUGGUAACAUCAGUCCUCUAUACUGUAAACCAUAAUGAAAGGGGAUUAACUUCCUGUCUGUGUCUUAAAAACAAGGGAAUUUAUGUAGGUUAUCUGCAAAGAAACACACAAACAUGUCUACCAUACCAACCAGGAACUCUCAUGUUUUUAUGGUCAACCGGGGACCCCCGAUUCUGAUCAUUUUUAAAACUUUCUUGCAUGCACACCUACACACACACACACACACACACACACACACACACACACACACACACACACACACACACACACACACACACACACACACACACACACACAGCUCAUAAUUUUAACAAGGGACUCUUGUGGUUUUUGUGGUCAACUGCAGAUCCCUGUUUCCGAUCAUUUUCAAAACCUGUACUCAUCCACAUUAGUAAUCUGGUGUAGUCUGUUUCUGUAGAGCAGAAAAUGUACUUCAAAGUUUAACUUUUGCUAAAAAUGUUGCUUUUUUCUUUUCAGAAGUUUACAAGAGGAGGGGUUUAGGCAUGAGUGAUGUUUACCUAUCAAACAAUUCUGCUCUUGGGCUUUAUGCCUUUGUUUUAGUUGUUUAAGCUAAGUGUAAGUCAAUUAAGAUGGGCUGAUAACAAAUAACUCACCACUACUAUAUUUAAUGGUCACACAUAAUUGCAUCUUGACUCUGCAACACCUAAGUAAACUAAAAACAAGUGCAGGAGGAAGCAGAAUUGAGGAGCGGGAGUGGUUUUGCAUGCAAACCUCACCUUUUCUGUGCAUCACCAUGGAGGUAUAUUCAAAACUUCAUUUGUUGAAGCAGAUUUUUCUGGGUAGGUGAGCUACAGAAACAAUUCAGAGCUUUUAUGGUUUCCAUGUUCUCAGGAUUGCCUUCGUGGAACAGGAUGACUAAAGUAUAAACUGUAUAAAUAGGUUAAGAAGACUCUGUUUUUGAUGAAAUAUACCUUAAAACAAAUCCUCAGCCAAGUUACCCUUCUGCUGUCAAAAACAUCCUGGAGAGUGUCAUGAAUUUAUACAAAGUGAAGAAGAAGUGCUGUGUCCAAGUGCUUAAGGUCCUCACCAUCAGCAGUAGCAGCAUGUUUGUUUUGUCAGAGGGACUUUGAAAGACCUGACCUCAGAAACCAAACCCUCUGAUCCUCCACUUGUCAAACACUCCCUGACUGUUUUGGUCUCAGAGUCUCUGAUGCGGUCUGCUGAUCAUCCUCUCAAUCUAAACUCCUCUUCAUCUUCCUCGCCACUCGUUCUGCCUCGUUGAGGUUUCUGGAUGUGUGUGCACAGGGUUUUCCUCCAAGAUGCUGAGUGAUCUUCUGACUAAGGCCUGCACCAUUGACAUGGAAAUUUAUUUUUUUGUUAAUUGCAAACAGCUGAAAUUCAGAACAAGUAUGCCUUAUUUUGCCAAUACACAACUCUGCACAACUGUGCAAAAACAUGAAGUUCUUCCUUCUAAGUGGUGCACAUCUGUUAUUUGGGAAAUACAGUUCACCUCACCUAUAAGUUGUAGUUGCGUACAUAGACUGAGGAAAGCUCAUCCUCAUCCUCGUGUUGCAUUUUGAUGCAAAGCUCCACCAACAGGCUGAGAUUUGAUCUUUUCUCAGAAACGUUGGUGCUGUAACCUGUUACAUCACUGUCAAACACAUAAUGACAGCUAGGAGCUGCUCUCUUAUUACUGUAAUCACACACUCGCUGGAAUUUACUCCACCUUGUAGUUUCAUGGCGUGUGUUUAAAGGGGAAUUCCACCAAAAAAAUGCUCUCACAGCUCACUUACUUUAGGCUGGAUUUGAGUAUGUAAGACAGAAAUAGUUUCGUAUUUAGGUACAUGACAUCCUGAGUGUAACGCUACAGUAUCAGAUUAGUAAAUCUCAUCAUAUUGGAUGGAUGGAUUCAAGGAAGAAAAGCACCAAAAUGACCCCUGAACACUUAAGAAUCAAAGCUAAGAAACAAAAAUGUGAGUUUAUCAGUCUUGAAAUCCUAAGAUCAACACAUUUCUCUAUCCUUUGUCUAAUUUUUGCUCUGAAUAAAAUAAUUAGAUGUCUCUAUGUACUCUGUUUUCUCUAUACCUACAAUUAAAGAUACUUUUAUCAUAAAGAAAACAAAUUGAAAACUCUAAAUAUUAAGAUCAUUGUUUCUCUGCAUCUGUUACCUGAACUAUGAGACACCCUCCUCUCUCAGUGUUUUCAUGAUUUCAGCCCCAGAUUAACAGUCCCUCUCACUCUUACAUAACAGAGAUAGAGUUCCUCCUGUUGUACAAUUACAGGUUCAUGUUCCUGUCACAUUUUACAAUUUUGGAGUGAGGAAAUGAGCAGGCGGCAUGUUGUUUGAAGACUCUUCACAUGUUUAAGGAAAACCAAGACCUAAAGACAUGAUGACAGAGUUUCCCAGGGAACAAACUUGGGUCCAAGGUUAUUAUCGUUAAAUAAAACAAAAUGAGUAAAUGACAAAAAUUUAAAUUGAAAGAAACAUUUGUGUUAACUAAAAUAAAUAAAAACUAUAAUUAAAAGAAAAACAAUCUGACACUGUAUUGUGUGUUCACAAAACUAACUGAAGCGUAUUGAAAUUAUAGAUAAAAAUUCCUUUGUUUUUGUUUUUGUCAAUUUAGGAUUGAUAUGAAAAUGAUUUAUUUUGCUCAAGCAAUUGUCUGUGAGCUAGCAGCACUGUAUGGCACCUCACAGGUCAUCACUUCUUGUUUAGAGUCGGCGUCUCAUCACCAUUUUACCUGGCAAAAUGGCGACAAAAUUGGGAGAAAGCAACGGCAUCUUAUAUCAUAUUUCUUUAAGUACAACAGCGAGAAAGAUAAAAGCAAAAGCCUUGUAGUAGAAACUGGUGAAAGAUACAUCUUGUGGAUGCAAUAGGACCCAUCAUCAGUGAUGUAUCCUGGAGUCACUGGGUGUUGCGGGUCUUUAAUCAUCAGACACCCUCACCCAUGCAACCCCAACUCCAGAUAUGGGUCAGGUGAUCUUUCUAAACUAAUAAUUUAGAAAAAAUAAUUACUAAUAACAACAAAUAAACUCACUUUAAAAACGAAUUCAAACUAACUGAAUUAGAGAAUUAAAAAAAAUUCAAACGAAACAAAAUGAAGCUAUAAUGGAAAAUCCAAAACUACUGUAACCUUGCUUGAGUCUUUCAUGAUUGUGAUCAUAGGUUUAUCGAGACUGGAGUAUCCUAAGUGAAUUACCUGUGUCCAAACAGUGCCAUGUGUAAUGACAAUGAAUUAGUUUGAUAAGAACCUAAAUUUACUGAAAUUUAAAGACUUUUAGUGGGACAGAUAAAACUCAAAGUCUCAGUACAGUGGAAGCUUAGAAAAAAACUUUGAAUACAGUUCAGAAAGCUGCCUAGCAUGGUCAGACCUUCAGGUUUCAACACUUUGUCAAGGGGAAAAUCUGUCUGCAUCUGUCAUAUCAAACCCUCACAGUUGUUUUUUUAUAUCCUGAGAAAUCUGAUCAGGUAUUACAGAACAGUUGUGGCCCUGCAUUGGGUAGGGUGGGUCUAGACUUCUGCAGAAUACUGUGUGUGUGUGUGUGUGUGUGUGAGAGAGAGAGAGAUACUGUCUGUGUGUGUGCAACAAAAUACACCAAACCACAUCCUGUGCCAUCCUUUGAGUCUGGUAAGCUUCACACACUCUGUCUUCUCUGCCUUCUAACACACCUACACUUUAUAACUUCAUGUGGAGACCCUAUUUGAUAACCCAUGGCCUUAAAACUGUAACCUAAAGCAGAUUCUGUUACCAUAAAACCCACCAACAGGCUCAAUCACCUGAAUUCAUGUGUCUUUGUAGUAGCAGAAAACUCAAAUAGGUCCUCAUAAGAGUGGCAGUGCAUGAGUGCAGAUGCACAUGCUCACACACCCAAAAACAGGAAAUCAGACUUGUUCAGAUAUUUUUUUUAUGUUCCGGUCUGAGUGUGACUGACAGAGUCCUCAGUCAGUCUGUAACUGUGAACGCUGUGGAUCUCACUGGUUAACAGCAAACAUGUUCAUCAACUGACGGACACACGGUCAUAGAAACGAGCGCAGUGAAUGUAAGUACAUCUACUGUCACUCUUUAUCAUAGAGGUAAUUUAUUUCUGCCCUAAAGUAGAAAUCUAAUUUGGUGAAACCUGAAGCUUGUUUUCUUGUUUGUUGUACAUACACAGAAUAAAGUUUUUUUUUUUUUUUUACUGGAUCAAAAUACAUCAGCAGCUUUGUAACUAAAUUUAAGUGUUAGGUUGUUUUUGUUCACUUAAAUUUAGAUGAGAGACAGAUGAGAUUCGCACAAACAAACAAGAAGCCGUAAAAUCUGUUUAAUUACUGUAUUUAAUUGCAAGGAUGUUGUAACACUUAAGGAGACAUGUAAAAGCAAGGUGCUCAAACACUCAUGGAGCUUUAAAAUGAAGAGAGUGUGUAACUACCAAAAACUGCAGUUCCUCAAAUGUCCACUGGAGGCUGUGUCUGAAAGUGAGUUAGUUCCCAUAGAGUGUCAUGUCAGAAUUGUUUGCUCUUUGUAACUCAUUUCUUUGUUCAUGGAAACUGACCUUGCCCGUUCAACUGUUAGCCUGGUAUAAAGUAUGAAAUCUCAUUUUUUAAACCUUUUUAUACUCCAAUAAUGGAUUUUUAUGCUAUGCUCACGACUUUCAAUGUUUUGAUUAUGACUUUUUUUCUUUGUUUAACCCCUUUUUCCCAAGAGUUAUGACUUUUAUCCUGUUAAUAUUACAAAUGGCUUUGAUAUUCCAUUAAAUAUGCUUUUUGGAUUCAUUUUUAUCUUACAAUAAAAAUAUUUCUAGAACAACUAUGACUAUUUUAUUAUAGAUAUAAAACAGUCCAUCCUAUUGUCGUGGCGCACAGUCAUAAGUGAUUUUAUCUUGUAGUUUUUGUAUUUUCAUUUUUCUUUCAGUCAUUUUAAUGGUUUUCUAUUUACAGCGUCAAUAAUCUGAAUCUAGAUCUUUUCCUGAUUUUGAGUCUCUUUGUGAAAGUUUCAGCUGAUGUAAUGAUGAUGGUGAUGGUGUUUCGAGGUCGGCACUCACCCAUGUCGACACUAUUUAAAACAUGAAGAUGGAGUCAUGGUGGUUUCAUCCUGGAGCAGAGCCAGACAUGAUAAGAGAGACAGGGGGUGGAGGUGGGGGGUUGAGGGAAAGAAAAUUACAGUGAUCUCACCGGGAAUAAGGACUGCUUGGCCCCUUUAGACGUACAUGGUUACGUCAAUUGUCAAAUUCCUGCCUUAAUGAGUAGUUUUCAGUUAGAGUCACUGCAGACCUGAAACUGUGGAGUCAGACCUGACACUGUGACACAAGACUAAACUGAGCAACUCAUAAACAUAACGGCUGAAACACUGAACACAGAGAUCGUUGAUUGACCUCUUUUUCUGCCUUUUUAACAACGUUCUAUCAUCGGCUUUCACACGCAAAGAGAAUAAAGUCAGUUCAAUAAGGCAGGAAAGUCUAAGGAGCCAACUCUAUGGAAGGAGAUUUUUCUCAUGUCAGAUUUAAAUACUUGAAAUGAAAUCCAGGCAGACACACUGAUGUUUCUAAUUAGUGCGUUUCCUGCAGUCUGACUUUUUCAUUGUGUUUUUGGCUGAAAAUGCUGAUUCACUAGCUUAAUUUUGUUUUGACAAAGAUUUAGAGCAACAAUUACGAAUUUUUUUCCCCGAGUUAGAGUUGAAAUGCUGUCUUUUUAAAUCUGCACCACAUUUAUUUUGCAUAUUUUGAGGUCUAAUGACUAAAAAAUAUUGGAAGGUGCAUGAGUAGAUUACUCCAGCCUGUGGCUGUAAAACAUGCUGCAGUGUAAUCCUUUGGGACAAAUGUUCCUCUAAAGUUUUUGUUUUUGUCCCUGACAGGCUCAGAUUGGUAAUCUAGGUGUCUGAAGCAUUACUGAAGGGAUCCCAAAAGAAAAGGACUUUGUGUAACCAGUAACUUUAGCUGCAAUGGUCUUUCAAGUUGUAAAGGACUUUAUUAACGGGAGCAAUAAUUGGACCUGACAGGAGUUGCUGCUCUACCUCUGCUCUGAUUCACCUGCCUUUUUUGCUGUUGUGUGCCGGAAAGUUAUUGAGUUUGAUGCAGCCAACACACCAAAUAAUAUAAUAAUAUUAUUAUUGUUAUUAUUAAUAAAAUAAUAACAAAACUUUAUUUGUAUAGCACCUUUCUAAAAACAGUUGUCACAAAGUGCUUCACAGUCAUUAAAUUAAAAAGGGUAAGACAAAAAGACUUAAAAAUCAACAAAAAGUACACUAGUACACUACUCUGGUCCGGGGGACAACCAGGAAACCCUGGUCAGAGGAUCUUAGUCCUACUGGAGCUAUAAGGCUCCAGCAGGUCUCUGAUAUAUGCUGGAGCUUGUCCAUGCAAAGCUCUGCAGACAAAAGACAGGACAAAAAAUGGUUAUGUCACCUCUUAGGACAUGGGAGUUUGUGAUCCCCUUCACUGGUCAGUUGAAUUACAAACUUUCAAACCAGGUGAAGCUGGUACAGCAGUGUCUUAAAGCCACCAGACUCCAUCUGCAAUAUCAGCAUUUUACCUCACAAAGUUUUGGAGUUGUUGGUCUACAUCUAGUUUUGUUAGUUUGAUUGCGCUAAUUUGUUUUGUGAAAAUAGUUAAGUCAAAAGUUCUUCAUUGUUUUUUCCCCUGACACAAGUGCUCAGACUUUUAUAAAACAUGGUUUCUUACAGCUCAAAUAAGCUUUGGUGAAUGUCUGUAUCUGGAACAGUUUAGUCUUAAAUAGACUUGCCUUUCAUGUCUGUAGUCACAAUUUGUUCUGUAGAUUAAUAAUAUUUAUCAUUCUCAUCAACAUUUAGUUGUCUUUAUAAGCUUGUUUUCUUCAUAGAUACUUAAUAUUUCUACUUUUGUACAUCAGUCUGUGUAGAAAGGAAGCUCAUUAGAAACAGGAUGCAUGAAUGAAGGCAGAUACACACACACACACACAACUACCCACACCCACACACGCGUGCGCGCACACACACACACACACACACACACAUCCUGACUGACUCACCCGUUUGUGAUGUCGGAUGAGAACUGAAGCCUGUUUGAAUGCCAUGUCUAAAUAAGGCACUAAACUGCAGAUCUGUGUGUGUGUGUGUGUGUGUGUGUGUGUGUGUGUGUGUGUGUGUGUGUGUGUGUGUGUGUGUGUGCGUGUGUGUAGUUUAGAGAAAAACAAGACAUUGUCCAAACACACACAACAAUAUAAUAAUACAUUUUUAAUACUUGAGUAUUGAUAAUAGAUAUGCAUUAUUUUGUUAUCUUGUGAUAAUGGGACAAUUUCUCUUGUUUUCUUGGAAUAAACUGUCUCAAGAUUUUAAACAUCCAAACAUAAAAAGAUUCUUACUUGGCUUUAUUUUGUGGAUAACACUCAGUAAAAUCAUUCCCAGUCACUGGGCCUCAACAAACAGCAAAUCAAGCGUGCAUGCUGCUACACUAGAUGCUUAUUUACUGUAAGAAAUGAUCAGAGGAGGAUGUUUCUGUGCUUGGGCUGCAGAAAUCAAGGGUAUUUUCAGACAUUACCUGCUUUUCUGUUAACUGAUAGGUGUGGAUGCCCACUCUAGGUUUUACCACAAUUAAAGUCUGAAAUGUUAAAAACCAUUUUUGAAGAAUAAUUUUUCAGGAAGCUGCUGCAUACACAUUACAAAUAAGGAUUCCAGUCAAAAUAACACACUAGCUGUAAAACCCCCUUAAACUCUGCUCAGUAAAUUAAAGUCCCAAUGUUUAUUUAGUGAUCUGGUCCAAAGCUCUUUCUUCAACCCAAGACUAACCUGAUUUUUCUGACUGCGGUCACCACGAGACAAACAGGCGGGGGGGUUGUUGGGUUUAAUCUCUCGAUCCACUUGACUCAAACAAGAUUUCUUGAAAAUGUUAUGGUUUUUUUUUUUUUUAAAUUAAACCUUCAUCAUCUCCUCAUGUGGAACAAAGAACAACAAGUCUUUAAACCACAGCUCUGCCCCUCUCACCAUGUGUUCAUACCACAUGUAUUAGGAGGUGAAGAGCUUUACAAGACUGCUGGCAGCUGUUAAAGUGAUUCCUGUAAGAACCUGUACCGUUAGGAGUUAAAGUAAGGAGGAAAAAAGAGGACCUUAUGGGUGCAUAUAGGAAAAUGUUCUCAGUUAACACUCUGUGUUCGGAAAUUCCUCCUGCCAGGACGUCUGGAAUUUAAGCACUAAUGAACUUUAAACACUUCUGCAGCACUCAGGACAGGUGUGUUUGUGUCUGAGGGGAAACUGCAAGUGAUAUGAUUACGGGGUGUCAGGAGCUGUAACGAAGGGAAAUUGUAUGAUUAUGUUUUUAAAUGUGGCAGAAUGUGUUUUAUGAGAGGAGAAAAGUAGGAAAUUUUCAGCCCAGAAAGUGGAAACUGUCAAUCUGGAUACUCGUUAAAGACAUGUACACGGUGUCAGUGAGGCUGGUUAACAUCAGGGUCAUUCAGAGAACAAAGGCAGAAAGGAAGGAGGUGAUUUUUUUUAAUCUGAAAAUGAGCCUAUUCAUCAGCAUUAGGCUUUAAUUUGUCCAAUUUUAAGGCUCAAACUGUCCCAUGUUGCAUGGCAGCUAGAUAAAUGCAGCUGUAUAUCCCUUCUCCUCCAACAUUUCCUCUUUUUUCUUCUUUGCAAUAAUUGCAGUACAAUCAGUUACUGCUCAACAUUGCCCAGCUUCAACUCCAACAUAAUAUCAUGGAUUCAGUUGCCAUGGUUACCUGUGCACAAACAGUUGUACCUGUGUAACAACCCUAGAAGUUCCCUCAGUCAUCACAUGAGUUAUAACUCUUCAGUUUUCACUUUUUGAUAUUUUUAAAGAAAAACUCAAAUCUUUUCUGUCUGUGUCUUUGCAGCGACCAAGCGUCCCUCCUCAGUCUCGUCUCUGAGUGGGAUUGUGGGUAGGAUGAUGUCGUCUGGCGAUCGAGGAGCCUCGUCCUCCUCCUGCACCUCCGUCAACACUGUCUGCUCUGAUGGUGGGCGCCCUGCCUCUCUGUCCCUCUCCUCCUCUGCAUCCUCAGUCUCCCUGCAGGAAACGUCCCGCUCCUCCUCCUCCUCUUCCUCCUCCUCCUCCUCCCUGCCAUAUGGCGCUGUGCCAACCUACAACGCCUCCUCAUCAUCGUCAUCAUCCUCCACGCCAAAGAGGAAUGGAUCAGACAUCAGUCUUGAUCUGACUCCUCUAAACACACCGCAAGGAGUAGGAGGAGGAGUUUGUGCAGUCAGGGUGUCAGGUGGAGGUCACAACCCUAAUGGACAUGUGACCAAUCGGAUGGGAGCAGCAAUGGCCUUACCCAGACAGCUCUCCAGGCUGGAGCGAGUGGCUCUGGAGAUCGUAGAGACAGAACAGGCGUACGUCAGAGAUCUGAAGAGCAUUGUGGAGGUAAGAGGAGGAGCUUCACUCAUGAUACAGGCAGAUGAUCAUCCUGAAGAAUUAACCAUCAAAACAAUUUUAGAAUUUUUUCUUCAAGUCUUCAGUAAAACAAGUAUUAAACCACCUUAAAAUCUGUGUUCGCUAACUUACCACUAUUUAAGUGACAUGAAGACAUAUUCUGUAGAGGAGAAAGAGGGAAAGGCAGGAGCUCAGGGGACCAAAUCCCCCAGCAGUCUAAACCUGUAGCAGUUUAAUCCUACAGAAAACUAAGGCUGUAAGAGUCGAGGCCUCCAGCAGUCCCAGCUUAUAGCAGUCUAAAUCAAAAGCAGUCCAUGUCUGUUGCAGCACACUGAAGAGCUAGUUCAAGCUGGUCAAAGUGGAAAAAUUAAGGCCUUUUCAUUAGAUAAAAAAUUUGGAGAGCUCCUUAAAGGAGAGGGUAACUUAAGGCUCUACCUCCUACAUUCCUUUUAGUACGACUCAAACAUUUGUCCGCUUUAGACCAUGACGAGCUUUGCACAUCAAGAGAAGGAGAAUUUUCCUCACCUCAGAUAUGAAGCUUCAGUUUUGGAACAAUUAAACCUUUCCUGCUCUCUGACUGACUCCCUCUCCUUUACAAACAACCUGGAGACAUGUAUCCAUUAACAACUGGCCAUAGAACUGGCAGUAUAUGAGAUCAUCAGCAGGAAGUGGUUGUUGACUUUCUCACACACUUCAUCUCUGUGCUAACAUGAACUACACAAAAUUUACAGAAAAAAUCAUCAGCGACACCAGCAGAGAGAGACAGAGCGUGUGUGUGUGUGUGUGUGUGUGUGUGUGUGUGUGUGUGUGUGUGUGUGUGUGUGUGUGUCUGGGAGGAGCUCACUGUUGCACUGAUUUACAGGCCAGGUGUGAAUGCCUUUGGGCUGCUUUACCUGCAGCUGGCUUCCAUCCACACACACUAACUCACAUAUUCACUGAAAACACACAAUCACCUCCGCCCACUGUUGCAUCAUGGGCGCAAAGACAAAUUCAUCGAUUGUAUUUGGAAGGUAGAAUUUCUAUUUGUUUACCUUAUUUAUUUGUUGUCUGAAUCUCUGGUUUCUAUUUUAUUCUCCUCUGCUGUGCCACUAAUUUGCCAAAUUCAAAACCAUAACAUCCUCAAAACCAGCACGUUAUUAAUGAAUUUACCCCCAGUCAAGCGUGUGUAGGGAGAAAACAUUGCAACGUUGUGCAUCCUUUCAUAAAAGCAAACUAAUAGAAAUAAUAAUGCAUCAGAUUUCAUAUAGCGCUUUAUCAGAGACCUUCAAAGCGCUUUACAAUGGAUACAUCAUUUAUUCAGUCACACAGUCACACCUUUGUGGUGGUAAACUACCUUAGAUCAUACAACAGUGGAGGACACACACUGGGAGCAAGGUUGGGUUAAGUGUCUUGCCCAAGAACACAACGGACAGACUCGGGAUAGGGGGGAAUCAAACUGCCAACCUGCUGGUUAUUGGAUGACUGCUCUACCUCCUGAGCUACUGCCGCCCCUACUAGCAUGUUAUGUAGGAGUUGCAGCUGUUCCUCAAAGGAUAUGAACUCUUUGGUCACUUUCAUACCAGAGUUGUUUGGUCCACUUUAAAUGGACCAGAGUUCGCUUCCUCGGAUAGUCCGCUUCGUUUGGGCAAGUGUGAAAGCUCAUCCAAACUCUGGUGCAGACCAAACAAGGGAAAUGUGGUCCACCUGAAAACGUGGGUCUCGGUUUGCUUGCAAGUGAACCCUGGUUUGGUUCGUAUUAGAGCAUGACAUGGGAGCGGAUUUUCACUCCUGUCCAGUCCCACUCCCAGAGAAAAAAAUCCUGUCCCGUCCCAAUCCUGGACCAGCGAAAAAAAAUUAAUCCCGUCCUGUCCCACUCCCGUAGAAUGACUCCCACUCCCAUCCCGCUCCCACUCAAAAUUACUCCCACUCCCGUCCCGCUCCCGUUUGAAUAAAACCAAACAUGUUGAAAAAAUGUUGCAUUUUUUAUUUUAGUUAAAAGUGCACUGCAUAUAAAAGGCAUUGCCUUUAAGUUUCAGAUGCCUGACAUUCGGUCGGUGUAAACAAAGUGCAUAUAUAUACAGUCGCGGUUCUAGAAUAAAUUACUCCCCAGGUGAGACCCCCUCCAAGCCAUCUGAGCUGCGCCUCUGAAAUCCUGAGGGCCACUUUGAGAAGGGCCUCCAGAACCUGAGGUUUUCUUAACUGUUGAGAUUUACAAAAAAGCUGAUAUCUCAGCUGGACGGGUAUGGUGAUUUGAUUCGCCACGACCCCAGAAAUGAUUGAAAAACUACAGAAUGUCACAAAAUGACGUAUCCGCGCUCCUGGCUUGAAGGGUAGAAAUGCGCAGCCGUGCUCCCGGCUGGCAGGAAGUCAAAACACUGUUGUAGUUCUUUUGUGUUGCUAGCGCGGUCAAGAGUGUUGGCUCUCACUGAGAGAUGACAAAAAAAUGGACACAUCUGUUCAUCUAAUUGUUCAACACGGCUGAAAAUGAUCAUCUAUUAAUGUUGUUCCCGCUCCUGCCCACUCCCGUUGCUUUUUUUUCCCGUCCCGAUCAUGGGAUUAAUUAAAAAAUGACUCCCGUCCCUUGGGAUUCCUGCGGGAAUCACGUGACCCACGGGAAUUCCCGAAAAAUGUCAUCCUCUAGUUCGUAUGCAGUGUGAAAGCUCACCGGACCAAACACAGGACCAAAUGAACGUAAUGACGCUUUACGCAAUGCGUACGCAGUGCAUCUUGGGUAGAGGAAGCACAGCGUCACUUGUUGCUAUGACAACUGCUGACAUUAGCAGUUGCUAGCUAGCUUAGCUGAACCGCUGACAUUAGCAGUUGCUAGCUAGCUUAGCUCAAUUGUCUGAACAACAACAACCCAUAAAUUCGCGAUUUGGCAUAUUUAACAAAAUCAAAUCACAACUACCAACAGUCACAGUCCUUAAACUCUGAGCUCAUAUGUUGUUACAUGUUAGAUCGUCAAAGUUAGAAAAAUAACAGGAUCAAUCCCUGACAAGCUACGAUAGCAUUAUAGGAACAGUUGCGUUCACCAACGUUGUAGCAUUCCAUGAAAUAAUGUGACGAAGCACGAUACAAGGGGACUAGUCCACCCCUGUUUGUAAUCUGUGAGGUUACAUACCCCUCCUACUUUGUCCAAUCGACGAGCGCCCCUUUCAACCAUGUAAUGCUGCUCAGAAAGUUUGGUGCGCUUUAGAAAUCACAGUGUGAAAGCAGAACCGAAACAAGUGAUAAAUGUAACAAUGUUGCGACUUUCAGCUCCCCAAUCGAACCGAGUCUGCUUGGUCAGGUGUGAAACUGACCUUUGUGUCUCAAAAUGUCCUUAAAAAGUUUAGCUUCUGCUGCUCUGAUAAAGAAUCAGUCAGUGUUUCAUGUCUGUGAGGGAAGGCUCGAGCUCUUUGUGGAGUGAAAACCUGUUUUUUUUUUUCUUUCAAACGGAGUUCUGAAUGAGAAAUAGUUUUGGAGAGAAUUUGCUGAGUCGAUUGUUUGAUUGUGUGAGUUUCAUCCAUCAUUGGUCCAGGUGCAGCAGGAGUCAGCCAGGCGUGGUGUGUGUGUGUGUGUGUGUGUGUGUGUGUGUGUGUGUGUGUCUCCAUCUGUCCGGCUGGAGUGUGAAACAUGCUUUUGAAGUGAAAGAGAGAAUUUACUGCUGCUUUCAUCCCCUGCCAUCACACACACACAUGCGCACACACACCUUUGUGGCUGGCCUGUCAUCAGGUGUAUCAGCUGUCUGUCAGUUUCUUCCCUCCGACCUUCUUCAGAGGUCGAUCCUCCGGCUCUCUCUCUCAUCACCACAUCUUUCUUCUUCUUUCGUAAUCCUCCUCCUCUCCUCCUCUCUCUGUUUUCCUCCACACUCAGAGGUCAAAUUUUAAAUCUCAAAAUGACUAUUAUCCUGCUUUUUAGGUAAAAUGAUGACUCUGAUCAACUCUUGGUUGGUAAAAGAAACAAAAUUAUGAGCUGUGUUUUGUCUAAACAGCUUCUAUACAGCCACUUGUCAAUCAACCUAACCACGGCCCUAAUUAUGCUAAUCUAUGUAUAACUCUUUGCUCAGGCUGAAUCAAAACAGACGAGUUUUACGAGUGUUUUCCUUGCACAGUGUGUACGAAUGAUAAAAUGAGCUACACACCAAAAACCAUUUCUGUACCAGAGUUUAAACUUGUUCACUUCAACCAUAAAGAUGAACAUUUUAACAUGGGGCUCUAUGGGGUCUGAAUUACUGUUGGAGACAGCCUGAAGUGGACACUGGAGGUACUGCAACUUUUUACACAUAAACAGUUUUACUGUUUGUGACCAUAUUGAUCUUUCUAGAUAUACAAACAUUCAGACAUACCCGAUAAUCUGGGUAAAAAUAGGUUUUUGUAACUGUAAUUUUUAAUCUCAUUUUAUGUCCCUUAUGUCAUUUAAAAAAUGUAUUUCUAUUGGGAUGACUUAAGUUUCUCUAAAUUACAUACCACUAAAACUUGAAAUGAAUGUGUUGCUUUAAAGUAUAAAGUCCAUUAAAAUCAAGUCAGUCUCUGGUGUUUUCUUCUAAAUUCUUUACGUUAAUCAGGGAAUAUACACAAUUUUUCAUCUUUUCUCUUCUUCAAUGACGACUUCAAUCUCUUCAAAAACCCAGACUGGUUUGCAUUAAAUUUGGUCCCACAUCUUUCAUAUUCAGAGUUUUUCUUCAAAUAUUAUUUCCCACCUCAGGCUCCUCAUUUUAUACCCACUUUCUUCUUGAAACAUUUUAAAGAGUUCAGCUUGUGCAGGUUGUCGUUUUAAACUUCUAGGAGUAAAUGUUAGGUUUUCAGAUUGGGAGCGACAGUCUCUGAAUUCCUCUCUGCCCGAUGGAAAGAGGGUUUGAUAGAUGAUAGUCCUCAGUGUUUGUGUGUGUGUGUGUGUGUGUGUGUUGUCCUGUAAUGUAAGCCCUCGUUCCUGCUGCUCUCUGUAUUUGAGGUUUUGCUGAAGUCUGGUUUUGAUUGAGGCUACAUGAUGUCACGCUCACUGGGAAUCUGAACCAACUACCAUAAUAGGCCUGUGUGUGUGUGUGUGUGUGUGUGUGUGUGAACAAUAACAACUCAGAAGGAGCAGGAGAGAGUAAAAACAGUUCCCCUCUGUUGCAUGUUUCUUCUAACUUUUGAAGAAAACUUUCCCAAAGCUUCACAUCUUUGCACAAAAGCCCAAUAUCGCUCCACCUGAUUUUUAUCCGUCUUUGAUUUUUGCAAACUUCUAUUUUUGCAGCUUUCAUGUUGCUUUCCUGCAAAUUAAAGAUUGAGUCAGAAAAUUGUGCAGAAAAAAGUGCAGGAUUUUCAGGGUUUUUGUGAGGGAGAAAACUCAGUUGUGGAGCAAACAUGAGACGUUUGGUGCAGUGGGGAUCCUGCUGUUGACCUGCAGCCAAGUGGGACAGGAAACUAGGGGGGAGGAGAGAGGGAGAAAUAGAAAGGGGAGAAAACAGAUGAUGGGGGAGAAAGCAGGGGAGGAGACAAGGAAAGGGGGUUGAGAAGGGGAAGAUAAAUGCUGGGAUCAGAGGGAGAUUGGGGAAUGAGAAAAGUGGGAGACAGAGUAAAGUAAAGGAAGACAGAGAAGCAGAAAAGAAUGAACAGAAAACAGGAGGUGAAAUUUUGUGGUGAGCACGAAGGGGAAGAUGAGAAUAAAAAACAUAGAGAUGAGUGACUGAAUUAAACAAAAUGAGGCUGCAAAAAACUCAAGAAGAGAAAAAGGCAGAAGAAAACAAGCAAUGGAGAGAAGAAGAUGACAGAAAAGAUGGAGGUGGAGGGAAAGAUUUGAGGAAAAAGGAGGGGUAGACAUGGGGGUAGGGAAGUAGGGAUGAGUGAGUGAAUAAAACAAAGCGAGGAUUAAACAGAGAGAGAGAAAGCAGCUGUUAAAAUGAGUCCUGACUGGGUUCAGCUUCGCUCUGCAACAGAUUCAUCAUCUAAACUCACUGCACUCACAUAAAUAAUUUAACAAACCAUGGAAAAGAAAAAGGGGUACAAUUUCUGAAGGUGAAGCUGUUGCACCCCAUAAAACAACAUGUUUUUUCGAAGGGGGACAAGUCAGGACUGCAGUCAGGCCAGAACAGAACUCUUCCACUACAGAGCCAUGUUGUUGUAACCCCUGUUGCAAGAAUGUGGUUUGUCAUUGUCUAGCUAAAAGAUGAAGGAGAAUGGUUUUCAGAAGUGAUUUUGAGCCCAUGCAGGGAUUUCCACUCCAGAGCCCUGUCUCUUUUUAGUGCAGUACUGCCUGAGGGCCUGAAAAUCAGGACCAUCCAGUCUUGGUUUUGGUCCAUGUCCCUUGAGUCCAGAGAUUUCUCCCGAUUCUCUGAAUCUUUGACUGAUAUGAUGUUCUGUAGAUGAUCAAAUCUACUCAUUCUUUGACAUUUGAUGUUAUUCUAUAACUGUUGAUCAAUUAGCUUAUACAGUCUCUCACAGAGUGGUGAGCCUGUUGAUGGGUUCUCCUCUUCAGAAUGUAGAGUAGUUAGUCAGUUUUGGUUUGUCAUCACUUAUUUCUCUUUCUUAAUCUCUUCAUGUAUGAUUUUUGGACCCCCCCCCCCCCCCCCCUCUGUCUGUCUCUCAGUCUCUCUCUCUCCUCUCUGUGACCCACUUUCAAAUAAAGACUCUCCUUUCCUUCAUCCUUCCUCUCUUUCUUUGACUCUUUCUCUCCUCUCUCUUUUGUUUUUCUCUCUUCUUCUCUGGUGUUUGUUUUCUGCUGCAUCCCUCACUCUCUCUUCCUCAUUCCUCCUGUAUUCUCCUCUUCAUCAUCCUGUUGCACUGUCUCAUUUGUCAAUCAUCUCUCACUCUCUCACUCUCUCUCUCUCUCUCUGUACCCUCCAGUGUGUGUGUAUGUUUGUGUGUGUGCAUGUAUGUGUGUGUGUGUGUGUGUGUGUGUGUGUGUGUGUGUGCAUGUGUGUGUUUCCUGUUGCCUUUAAAAGGUGAUGAAUGUGGCCAAGGCCGCUCAUUAUAUGCCUCAUUAUGCGCGCACACACACACACACACACACACACACACACACACACACACACACACACACACACAGGCAGUGUGUUUGUUUUUGAGGAAAAGAGAGAAAGAAAAAGAAGGUGAUGUGUUUUGUUUAUCAAAAAUAAAAGUGUGAUGUCUGGAUAAGGGAAUACACACUCAGAGCAUCAGUCACUGUCAGACUCUGACCAAUCAGAGAGCAGCUUCAUUAGAAGGCGGAGCAGAAUAAACUCCUUAACUGUCUCACUCAUGCAGUACACAGUGUACCAAUCCUUCUUCGUCAUCUUCUUUCCUUCCCUUCUUCUCCUUCCCUCUGUCCUCCUUUGAUUCUUCUUCUCCUUCCUUCCCCUUUCAUCCCUUUUACUUUUCAUUCCUUCUUUCCUUCCUUUCUUUUCUCCUUUCCUUCCUUUGUCAUCCUUCUGUUCUACCACCAUCUUCUCCUUACAACCUUUCUUUCUUUCCUCUGUCCGUCUUAUUCUCCAUUCCUCCUACCUUCCUUAUUUCCUUCUUUUUUCCUCCUUCCAUCCUUCCUAUUGUCUUUUCUACUCCUUCUUCUCCUUUUCCAUCCAAUCGUUUUUUCUAUCUUCUUGCUUCUCCUUCUACCUUACUUACUUUAACUUCACCUCUCCCUCUAUCCUCCCUUCCUUCCUUACAUCUUUUCUUUCUUCCCAUUCUACUCCUCCUUUCAUCCUUAUACUUCUUACCUUCUUCCUUUCUCCCCCCUUUCUCCAUUCCUGAUUUGCACCUCCAUUUGCCCUUUAUUCUGUCUUUCCUUCUACUUCUUUCUUCCCCUUUUCUUGCCUUCUCUCUCUUUUCUUCUUCAUUUCCUUAUCCUAUUGUCUUUCCUUUUGUUUUUCUGCUACAUUUUUCAACUUAUCAUCCCUUUUCUUUUUUCUUUUUCUUCUCAUAUUUGUUCUUCCACACCAUCCUUCUUCAUUCUUAUUUUCCUCCUUUUCCUCUCCUUUGUCUUUUUUGUAUCCUGAAAUUGCAUGCUUGCAUCCUUCACUUGCAUUAUUUCCUUGCGUCUUGGUCCCUUCUACCAGAGAUACAGAGAUGCAGGGUAAUAAAGAGGGGAGAGAAUGAAAAAGUUAAGAGAUAUGAGAGGUUUUUUUUCCUCUGCAGGGUCUGUCUGAAUAAAUAUAUAAUCACAAAGGCCAGUCUGUGGGCUGUUUAUUCAAAGAUUUCUUCACUUGAGACAGUUCGAGCCCUCAGAUGUGAAUAAAUCACUGACUUCAUCUCACACUGUGAGCCAAACCUGACCAGAUUAUUUGACCCUGGCUCAGAAAAGCUCAGUCUUUUUAUUAGAUUACAUUCUGGUUAAUUUCAGUGACUCUGCACACAAACGUCAUGAUCCCUGUUUAGGAGCUCGGAUUAAAUCUUACCUCAUCUUCUCUGAUUAUUUUCACCAAAUUUAUUUUCCUCCACGGAUGAAUUUUCUGCUUUUUUACUCUGGCUGGUGUCCUGUAAGUGAUUCAGAGUCUGACCUCUGUUAGCUUCAGUCUGUCUCUGUGAGUUUACUGAUGUCUUACUGUGAAGAUAGGUCAGCAUGGUUUAUUAGAAAAACUCUCAUCCUCUCUGUCAGUGUCUCUUCUGCAGAAUAAUCUAAUUACAGUGCAGGAAAUGACCUUAUUUGGACUAAUGGGAUUGGAUGAUGAGUUUGUCAAAGUUUCCACUCCAUUACAUCUGACAACAUGCUGAACUCACCAUUUGUGUGUUUGUGCAUGAGGUAAUUGAGUGUUUUAAAGUCAUAAAACUCAGGAACGAACUGACUCAAAUUAUGAGUCUAAAUUUUUAGCUUUUCUCUAUAAUUUUUCAUGAAAAAUUCCCCAUAAGUAAAUGUUUAGUUGUAGUCCAGGGCCAGUCGUGGGUGUGCAUUUCAUCUGCAAUUCAUAAAAAUAUCUAAAAAACCAAACCAGAAAUGUUACAGGCCAACUUCAGUUUGCAGAAAACAUCACUUUUGCAGCUGUUUGGUGAAACAUGCAGACAGGAUGGUGAAAAACUCUAAAGAUCAUCUGUACCGCCUGUUUUUCAUCUCUGUUGUUUCCUGUGUGAUCUCUGGUCUGAUGCCACCUUCUGAGCGACGGUAACCAUGGUUUCCUGUUCACAACUUCACAACUUUUCUGAGUGCACAGACUAGACAGCAUCUGUCAAAUCUUUAAAGAGCGAUUUGGAAUUCAAAUACUUGUUUGAUCAAGCUCAAAAGUCAAAUUUUGCAUUUUAUCAGCUCAUUUGGCUGUCUGAAGAAGCUUGGUGUUUGAUCCAAGCUGUCAGGUAUCUGUGAGGGGAGAUUCAGUCUAGUUAUUAAAUAAAAGAAAGUGUAACAGACGGACAGACAGACAGCAGGAUGAAAAUUUAACAGCUUCUCUUAGAGUGUCUCUCUCAUUGGAGCACUUAAAGGUGCACAAAUGUAUUCACAUCAACAAACACUCUUUUUGUAGAGGCUCAGUCUAAUGACUGGCAGCGUACACCUGCACAGUCUUGCUUAAGAUGUGACUGCACCUUUACACUCUCAGCUUAUUGCCCAUGAUGUCAAACUGAAUUCAUUCUCACUGACGCUCUCUCUCUUUCUUUCUCUCUCUCUAUAUCUUUAUGCAGGAUUAUCUGGGCUGCAUCAUUGACUGUGGCGCUCUUCCGUUGAAACCGGAGCAGGUCAGCACUCUGUUCUGCAACAUCGAGGACAUCUAUGAGUUCAACAGGUAACACCGUCUGAGGAAACCACUCCAACCACUGUGUGCUUAAUGCUGUUUGUUUUAUGCAGUGGAUGUUGGUAUGUUCAUAUCAGUGGUGAGCGGUGACCUUUUACUGUGGUCAUGCUGAAGUGUCAACUCCAUGCAAACACCUGCAAGGGCGUGAGCUUGAAAAAUUUGGGGUAUUAAUUUAUUUAAAAAAUCACAUAAUUUGUUUUUUAACUACUAUAUCAACUCGAUUUUAAUAGACACUGUCACAAUCACAUUUGCACCAUGUUACCAAUAACAAUAUUUUGGAAUUGACAGUGUAUAGAAAGGCAAAGUGAAAGCGGAAAUAUUCAGGACUGACACAGGUUGAUGCAUACACACACGUACAGUAAUGUAACCAGCUCCGUCGUCAGUAAAAUGACACAAUCACAUGCCUACAAAGUUACCAACAACAUGUUCGAAUUUACAGUAUUCAAAACUGGCUUGCGGCCAUGAAGUGGGCUCAAGCCGGGUUCAGCAGCACUCGAGCAGAGUGGGAGAGAGGAAAAGCAUCCCACUGAACAAUUCAAACAAGCCAGUUAUGCGCAUUGGCAGAUAAGAUGCGUCAUUGACAGCUUUUUUGCCUUUCAAUAUGCUCAUCUACAGUAAACACAGCCUCUAGCACUAACUGUACUUACCAGUAUCACAGUGCGCAUGCGUGAAACAAGCUGUCAGCUUUUUGCAAGCAAAAUAGGACAGAUUAGGCAGGGAUUUAAGACCAAAACAGUAGAACUAAGGUAUUGUAUAAUUGAACACACUGACAGAUUAAUAUUUUAAAUGAUUUUGGGCUCGGGCAUGCACUGAAUUUAUAGCUAUUAUGCCCACUUGCCCCUAGUUCAUAUGCAUUAGGUGCUGAGGUUAAAGCAGAUAUUGAAGUUUGCAGAAGUAAAAAGUUAUGCAAAUUUUAUCAUGUCCAGGUGUUAGCUUUAGAUUUUUUGAGUUUCACCCCAAAACAGUGUCAAGUGAUUAUUAUAGAGUGAUAUAAAACCAGUGUGCAUGUAAACACCAUCUCCUGAAUAUGAUCAAAACCAGGACAAGGCUCAUAACCAAGAUACCCAAGUCCAUAUAAAAGCACUCAGUAAUCUCUGUCUAUCUUUGGCAGGGCUUAGGGGUUGUAAAGGUCACACAAAAAGUUUUUCUCCAUUUCAAACGAAACUUCAAACAAUUCUGAUGUGACUUGAAACAGAAAGAAAGCAGUUGGUCAGAAAUGUUUUAAUGUCUGUGGGAAAGCCAGCUCAUGGGAAAGUGAUAGAGGUGACAAAUCUUAGAGGUGAGUCCUGAGGGGACGAUGAGACUUGGUGUGCUGCUGAAAGUUUGAGUCCGGUGACAAAACUCUGAGCUGUUCAGUUCACCUCUGAAUGUAGGUCAGAUGAAACCGUAGGCUUGGUUUUGAUAUGUAAUUCACUGAGCGAUAACUUUCCAAGGAUUCCUCCAAACUGCAGGAGAAUAAGUUGAAGUUGGUGAUUUCAGAUCUUCUGAGGUGUUUGUGUUCAAUUCAUGUUGGAUGUUUCAGUGGUACCUCGGAGAUCACUGUGCGUUUUCUUUGGGGUUUCGUCACUGUGGCGGCUGCUCGGUGCAAACACGAGGUGUACGUUUUCAACAUUAAACAUCAGCUCACUUUACAUUCAGCGGUAAAAACUGUUCCAUCGUGCAGAGAGAUUUUAGUGGAUCUGGGUCUGGAAAGUAUCUUGUGGCUAACACAGUCCCAUAAAGGCAGACAGAGAUAAGCUGCUGGUGGAAACAUUCAUACACAGAGGCAGGAAUCAACUGAGCAAGGCACCGAGGCUGCCAGAGCCGCGGGUUUGAUUCCCACCGGGACAAUUCCACAGUUAAAAAAGUGGCUGUCUGGAGGUUUUCAGUGGGGGGAUGAAAGUGUGCAGCAGCUGCUGAGCUCAUAAGAUGAAACCAGAUUCUUUAGCAGAGAGAGUGAGUGUGUGUUUCUGUGCACACUUGUUAGUGCAGCAGUUGUCUCUCUUGGUAUGUUCACAUGUGGUCCAGCAGUGUUCUGGUUCUCCACUGCAAUGCAUUAUGGGUGUUUUAAAGAAUCCGUAUGACAGUCUUGGGAUGCUUGUGUGGAGGACUUUAAAUAUAGACCAGUCCAGAAACCUGAGUGAUUUAGCUGUUGGAAUUAACCUUUAAAAUGCUGCAACACAAAGAAUUAUCAUUUUAAUUUGUUGCUGUGGGCGACUGCCUCUCCUUUUUCUCAGCUCAACAUAAGCACUGGCAACUUAAGUGCUAAUAACACUGCAAACUGCAAAAAGAGUUAAACAGUGAUGAAUAGGGACAGGGAGGGAGAUAGAAAGAGCAGCAACAAAGACCUUCAGGCUCUGUGUUGAGAGCUCCCUGCCCCUCGACCACACUGAAUGCCAAAGCUUGCAGAGGGGAAAACACAUCUCCCCUCUGUUUAUGAGCAUUCAUGAAAAGUCGAGGCAGGGAGAGCAGCAGCAAAGACACAGAAAAAGUUGCGACCUAAUGUUAGCAAGGAAUUUAUUCAACAUUAAAGUCCUAGCUGCAGCUGAAUGCUAGCAUCAGCUGUUAUCUUACAACAGCUGAUGUUAUCAACUGUGAUUUUAUUUAAUGAAAAUCAGGCUCACUAUCCAAUCAGACUGAACUUCCCAUUGUCUUUUUAAUUGAGAGGCAAUAAGAGUAUUAAAAUUGACUCAUUUUGAAAGCAGCCUCUGGUGGCCACUUGAGGUACUGCUGCUUUUAAGAGAAAAAUAAUUAACAGACAAAGAUUGCAUCAACUUUAAAAAGAUUAUUCAUUUUGAAAGGACUAACAGCAGGUUAAAGAGGCAGAGUCUGCGUGUGUGUGUGAGUGUGUGUGUGGGUACUGUUCUAGCCUGGGAAGGAAGAUGUUGAAAUAUGUCAUAAACACACACACACACACACACACACACACACACACACACACAACCCUCCGCCCUGCUGAAAGUCCUGUUUUCACACUCCACUUUCUUUGUAUUUGGUCCAAAAUAUACACGCUCAUACACACACACUCACAGAUGAACAAUGUCACACACGCGCACACACACAUACUCGAACACUAACAGUCAAACACAGUUUUCAUUCCUUCCAAGCUUCCUGCCCCCGGUUCUCAUGGGAAAUACUGUAUGAGGGCGAGUGAGAAAGAACAAGAAAGAGCUCCUUGCUCUCUUUCUUUCUCUCUCUCUUUCUCUCUCUCUGUCUGUGUCUUUAUGUGUCUCACACACAGGCUGAUAACUUUUAGUUAAUAAGUUAAUGAAUUAGUAAAAAUGAGGCACUAACAGCUCAGAAAUCCCCUCCUCCACCCCCCCACCUCUUCUCCACUGUUCUUGGCUUCUCCAGGUCGUGCAAAGUUUGAUCGAAUCAUUUGACCUGGUUUCUCUCGCUCUCUCUUUGUCCCAGGAUGGAGAGAAAAAGAAACCCCCUCUCGCUUGUUCUGGGUCAUAACCAAGCACUCAAACACUCACACACACUCACACAGACACACACUCACAUGCACAAAGUCCCAGAUGGGCAGACAUAACAACCCUAGAGUGACUACAUCAUUGCAGCAUAGCUCAAACAUGACACCAUCCAGCUUAGUGUGCAUGUGUGUGUGUGUGUAUGAGUAACAGUAGGGAAUAAAGCCAUGUGUGGUUAUGGGAGUUUAUUAAAACAGAGCGUGCUCAGUAAUCACGGGUUUAAAUGGCUUAAUUGAAGAGUAAUCAUAAUAAAUUUUAUUUGAAAAGAGCUAUUGCAGAGUCAGAUUUACACUGGUACUUUCAAAACCCACACUCCAAGAAUGCAACAAACCCAUUUACUCUCGAUCCCACACUGCACCCUGCACUCGGCUUCAGAGCUGGGGGAUUAAUCAGGUUUCAAUUUCAAUUUUAUUAUGAUUAUGGCUCCACACGAGCAUGACAUUUGAUAACUGAAAUGAACUGGUUUGUCUCCUUUCCCUUAAACAAAUCUCAGUUUCACUUUAUCAGGAGCAGAGAUCAAUCUGAAAUAAAGUUUAGGAACACCGGGCAGUGGUGAAUGCAGAAGUACAAUCACACAGGAAGAGGAGAGAGGAGAGCAGAGAGAGGAGCAAGGGCAAGAGGAGAGAGGAGGAGCAGGGAGAGAAGCAAAAGAAGGAGGAGAGAGGAGGAGCAGGAGAAGGGUUGUGUUUGCUCGUGUGUCUGAAAAGCCGAGGAACAGGGUAACACAACAAAAGUGGCUGAUGUGGCUGUGAGCAUUAAGUGUUGAUUAUCUGUGAUGUGUUUGUAGCUCGUUGCCACUUCAUCUUCUGUAGGAAACAAAAAUUGAAUUUUUAUCAUCUUUAUAUCAUCUAUAUACAUGUUAAUGAAGUUAAAAAAUACACCUCAUUUAAUGCAUCAACAGCUGAGGACCCCAGUCACAGGAUCCCAUCCCAGAUCGCCCACUGAAUCCCAGACUAGAUCCCACCCUGGAUUCCUCUCAUUACUGAAUGCUAAUAGUUUACUAUAGUCAGAAAAUCUAAAUACAGAGGACACACUGAUGAUUGAUUUGAUGAGUGAUGUCAGAUGCUGUAAGUGAGUAUAUGGUGGGCGUGGCUUCUGUAUCUUUUCCUUAUUUUCUUGAGAUUAAUAUCUGUGUCUUUCUUCUUCUCUGUUUCUUCCGUGUGUGUUCUCGUAUUCCCACUUCUCUCUGAUUUAGGAUCUGACCUUUAGCCCCGCCCUGCUAACCAGAGUUCAGCACCACAUGACGUCACAUAAACACACUCAUGCUGCUCUCCUUGUGAGGAACUUUAAUGCCAUGAGACAUUCCUCAGCCUGUUAUUUUAACCUUCACCUAAACCUAAGUGUAACCUUCAACCUGAAACUCUGCACGGCUCUUUGAAGACAUGACGAGCGCAGAUAAUCUCAGCGUCUACAUUUCUGACCUAACUGUAGGUCCAGACCUCACACACUUAACACACUUGCUCCUCAGUGAAUCAGUGUGUUGCCCCUUCAACAUUGAGACUGCAGGUUCAAUUCAGACUUGCAGAGAAGCAGUGGUUUGUAGUGGUCUCAAAAAUGAUCAGAAAUCAACCACUAAAUCCUGAAUUUAGAAUUCGAGAACACAGAAAGGGCAACCAGCAGAGAGGAGAAGCUUUUGACACAGUGGGCCCUGUUAUAAUGAAACAAAGACUAUUCUGUACAGUAAUGUCAGAGAGUUAAGUCUGUUGUUGUUUGUUGAAGUCGCCUGUGACCCAUUUACAAGACUUAAUUUUGCUUUCUGUCCCCAGAGUGCGUCUGAGUUUUAGACAUGAUGCUCCUGCAGCCUGGAAUCGGCUGCAGGAGGAUUGGGGACUGAUGUAGCUGGUUCCUCCAAAUUUUUAUUAAGCAAACUUAAAGUGUUUGAGGAAGAGGCAUCAGGUUGUAGAUGCUCUGACUGAUGAAUGUCUAUUGUAUAACUCAGGACAUGCUGACAUACAUUUGCACAAAAUCACAACUGUAACUUUGUUGGAAUGUGCAGCUGUCCAUGUUGGCUGGGACCUUCUUGCAAAAGAGAUUUCAAAUCCCAUUGAAUCUUUCCUGGUUUGAUCGAUGCUUGAGAAAUCAGAAAGAUAAGUGUUGCAUCUUGCACUUGAUGGCUGUAAAAGUGAAGGAUGUCUCAGAGAUAAAUAUGUUGCAGUACAUCCACAAAUUUCAUCUUUAGUUCUGGCUGGAAGGUGGACUUAGUAGAAUAUACACACAUUCACAGUAAAACCUGUCAAAACAGGGAAGAAAUAUCUUAUUUACCAUGUUUAUCUUUGAACAGCAUGGCUAUGAAACACUACAUGGCCAUGAAACAUUAGUGAUUUAAAUGAUAUAACAGUUGUCUUUGUGAUAUCUGGUCUCCACACUGACAUGUGAGAGAUACAGCCCUCAUGUUGAUCAAUCAUCUUUUUACAUAAACCUAAAAAAAACUUCUGAGUAGUUAAAGAUUUAGCAAACAUUUCUGGACCUCUAUUGGAUUUUAUCAAAAGGUUCAUUAAAAAAGGGUGGUACUCUCCAGAGAAAAGUCUCACCUAAAACAACUGGGAAGAUGUGACAGCCAGUAGUUUUAUCUUCAGACUUGACUGCAGCUCCCAGAUAAAACACACUGAUGGUUAUAGGAUCACAGCUUUUCCAGCGCCUGAGAGGCAUAAAUCACAGCUGUCUGAAGACCUUGUUAAACUUCUGCUCUCAGGUAUGUUUUUAUAGUUUAAUAUGCACUAUGAGUUACACAGACUGCAGGUUGGAGACAGCCAACAGUAAAUAAAGUCUGAUUUGGUGAUGUGGGUCUGCAGGGGUGGUCUGCUUCUGAAAUCACAUUACAACAUGUUGAUUUAAAGAAUCUGAAAGUUUUGAUUCAGAGCUAGAGACACUGCUCCACACUGUCUGAAGACUUUAAGUUUGGAUAUGAUUCUGCUGGAUUAUUUGAUAGAUAUCCAGACCAGGAGGACGCAAUGAUUGUCAACAAGCUGCAGUUCCACUAGCGGCCACCGGAAAACAUUCAGCUUCCAGUAAAAAAAGUGAGCUGAGGGUCAUUCCAUUUCACAGGAUGCUUUUUGGUGUCAUUACAGUUUCAGGAUAAGCUGGUGCUUAAUUUACACACUGACACCAGCUGAGAGGAGACAGAAACUUCAACAGGUAAAGGCAUGACAGAGAAAAAACACAAGAGCUGAUAUUUCAAGUAUCCUGGUGUAAUUAUAAAAAACUGCUUCCAAAUAACUGUCCUGGACUUCACUGGACUGUUUUGCAUUUUUGUCACAGGACUGCAGGCCCCAGUGGAAAUGUUGUCCAUAUCUGUGUUGUUUUUUUAUGCAGGUGUAAAUACCAAAAAUGUUCCAGAUUUAUCUGCAAAGCUUGUGAAAAUAAAGGAUUCAGAGGCAGCUUACUUUUCAAUAAAACAAUAGAAAUCCUGCAGAGUGACUCACUUUGGUGUAGAUUUAUAAAACUGUCUCAGUGAAAGAGACUUUUAGUCCCAAACCUCACAGGAUCUGAUUCUUGAUAUGUUGUUUCUUUUCUUUUUAUAACUUUUUCUUAUAUAACUCUCUCCUCCGCCUCUCCCUCCUUCUCCAUCAUCAGUUCAGUAAAGCAGCAUAUCUGAAAUGCCGCUCUCAGCUGCUGUUUAUCACUCUGUUAAAGACCCCUCUCUCUGUCUCUCAGGAUGAAAACCAGACUCCGGCCCCCCUCUGUUUGGUUUGGCCCCGGCCUGCACAGGAGGGCCCCGCUAGGGUGUUCAGGGUUCGGGGGUCAGCUGGGUCAUGUGGGGUCAGGGUCAGGUUUGUUUAUGUAGCGGCUUUAAACCCCCUGAGAAAAGAGGAGAGAUGAUAAAAUAUGCUGCACAGCUGAGGCGUAAAAGAAUGAGAGUGAACUUUGAAAAACAAAUAAAAUUCAGAUUACAUCCAUAAAAAUGUCAGACAAGAGAGGAGGGCCCUGAAGGAACUGUUUGAUUGACAGCUGCAGCAACCAGUAACAAAUUUAGCAUCAUAAUAUUUGAUAAUAGUCCUGUUCACUUUCACAAGGUGCAGAGGUUUCCCCUUCAGAAGAUGACUCCCUGUUGUGAAUGAUAGUGGACAUGUUGUGGCAGAGUCUUUGCUUUUCUCUCUGAGUGUAAAUUAACCAUCUUCAAUCUAUUUCAUACUGCUUACAAAACUUUAUAACAACAGAAAACUCCUAUUUUUGUGUCUAAAAUCUCAUCCUCAAAAUAAACAGCUUUUGGAAGAUGACUCCCUGUUGUUGCUGGUAGUGAACGUGUUGGAGCACAGGCAUUGCUUUUCUUCCUAUGUUUAAAUUUACUCUGGCCAACUGAUUUCACAUUGCUUUCUAAAAACUCUGUUAAUAGCUUUGGGAAGAUGACUCACUGUUGUCCCUGGUAGUGGACAUGCUGAGCAGAGGCAUUGCUUUGCACACAAUGCUUUUUUUUACUGUGAUUAAUUUAUUUCACACUGCAAACUAAACUUUGUAUAACUGUUAAAAAAACGUACAGCUUUGGUUGUUGGUUUAUUGAAAACAACAAGGUGUGUUAAAUCAUGCACUGAAUAGAAAAGUGAGGCAGCCAGGCUUCAAAAUCCUGCUGUUGAAUUGUAAGAAUGAAUAUCAAGCAAAAUUGUGAAGUUUCUGUGUUUCCUGGGACAUUCGUAGAGCUACCUCACAAGAAUUUUAGAUGAUUUCAAACUUUCUACAAAUGUGACUGGCCUUUUUUUUUCUUCCUUUCUCUUUUCCAAGAAGGAUGAUACUUUGGUUUCAGGUGAAAUAACUGAUUUUCAGGAGGAAACUUGGCAGAAUUCCUAAUCUUUGAAAAACUCUCAUUUCUCCUCUGACCCUAACUUUUGAGGAUUUUUUUUUUUAAAAAAAAUUGUUCCAAAACAUGUCCAUAAAUCCUUGCUUUAUUGCAGCAACUUAACACUGCACUAUUUGAACUGCCCUCAGGUCAAUUAUCAUAGAAAUACCCUCAGUCAUAUAGCUGCGGUUAGAAAAACUGAAUAACAAGUGAACUAAUGGAGAGUUUGGAAAAUUUACUUCAUAGUCCAUCACUGGUUCAACAAGCCGAUUGGAACCUGAUAUAUUUGGAUUGUUUAUAAUGUGUGCUAUAAGACACUCAGUUUAGAUCCAGAAUUAAAAUAAAAUAAAAGUUAAAACACCAAACCUUUAAAAUUUCACAGUCAAAAUCAUCAACACUGUAAGGGUAACACUAAGCUGUUGGUUAACCACAGUUAGCCAGAAGCUCGAGAGUUUUCUUCCGGUAAAGUUACAGUUUUGUCCAAUGGUGUUUGGUGGCUUUUAUGGGAAAUAAUGUAACAGCUGUUCCUGAUUUAAGAAAAGCAGCAUCUUACUCUUUUACAAGGCUCUUCAUUUGUUGGCAUUAUUACUGAUUAUCUCUCAUUUAUUUUCUUCUUAGUGUUUGACUUUAUUUCCACAGAUGUUUUUCACUGUUUCCAGUCAUCAGCUGUGAUCAUUUAUAUGACCGUCUAUCCUGUCUGUCUGUCUGUCUGUCUGUCUCCUUAUAUUCAAUCGCUCUUAUUGUGGCUGGGUUUCUCCCUCUCUCUGCUCUACUGUGUCUCAUAGCUUACCCCCUCCCCCUCCUCUGUGGUCACUCAAUAAAAAACAAAAAUACAAAAACACCCAGAGCUCCCUCUUCCUCCUUCUCUUCCCACAAUCCCCCACUAAUGAUGUCCGCCGGCCACAAAAUGAGGCCUGACGCCAGAGAAGAGAGAGCAAGCAAGAGGCAAGGGAGUGUAUGUAGAUACGUGUGUGUGUGAUGGGAGAGUUGAUUUCAGCUUGUUAAGUAAGAAUGUCGGGAGAGUUCAGCAUUGUAACCUCAUGAAUGUGUGUAAAUUAAUCAGUAUUUAUAAGGGUACAAACCUCACCAACUCUGACCUUCUGACUAUUUUUCUAUCCAAGCACUGAAUAUUUACGCCCAAUCCUACUCUGUCGAACCUUUAAAGAGGGUCAGAGUAUUUAAGAAGACCUGUUACCGUACUAUGUCUUUAGCUACUGCUUGCGUAAUUCCCAGUGAGUAAGGUAGAGUUUUAUGGUCCAGGUUCUUGGAAGGAUGCUGCCCAGCUUAUGAGAGGGGUUCUGGCUCCUUUUGACAUGUUGGCAGUCUUGAGUUUUAUCAGCCAGUCAGGUGUCAGCAAGUGUUGGUGUCUGUAGGAAUAACAGCUUGCAUGGAGAGCAAAAGCAGGCAGAUGACUGUCAAAUAUGAGUAUGGUUCUGCUCGAGGUUGCCACCUGUUAAAGGAGGUUAUUCCUUUCCACUGCAAACUGCCAAACUUUUGAUUGAUUGACUUAUCUGCUUGAUGCUGAGUCACUGAAGACAAUCAGUGUUUAGAUUUCCUGACUUCUCUGAAUGCAUCAGAAAUUAUGGAUCUGACCUCCAUUCAACAAACAGACAUUAAAGUUGUUUUCUUCGAGUCUCGAAGGACUGACCCAAUGAAGCCUGACUUUGGACUUUUUACUAAUCUCCAUCAAGAUGUCAAUUCAGCAAUUUGAAGACCUGCUACUGCAGUCUGUUUCAGGUUCAUGCUGAUGAGUGACGACUCUCUUUAACUCUCUGUUUACAGUGAAACUGAGACCCAGCAUUGCGAUGUUAUUCAGGCAAUUUUAACCCUGAUUAAUUGAAUGUAAAUGGUAGAAAAGUAGGUUUCUGUUUCAGGUUUAUGCUGCUGAUAUAUGCCAGAGUAAAUCCUCAAUGUAACUCACUACUUUCAGUGAAACUGAGACUCACCACAAAUUGGUGAAGAGAGGCUCCUUUGUUGGAUGUUAAGAACCAAGAAAUGUCAGGGUUUAUUCUCAAGACUAACCUUGGAGGGAUGAAUUUUGGCUCUUUUUGAUCUGAUCUGUUGUUUGUCACUCUGUAAACAGUUCAGCAUUGAGAAUAAGGAGUGUGGGCUGGGAGUCAUUCAUUGCUACACCUGAAUGCCUGAAAGUUCACCGUCACUCCCAGAAGAUAUAUCAUCCUCAGACAAUAGCUGUUGGCUUGUGAAAUCGCCUCACCUUUUCCUCCUUUGCUCCCGGCUCCUUUGCUUCAACGCCUUCCCUUGUUUCUUCUCCUUCCCUUGUUUCCUCUCCUCUCUAAUCCAGAUUUAUGUCAGGCUGUAAAGUAUGGUCAGACAUUUGGAUUUCCUCUCCUCGCUCAUACUCGUCCUCACAGACCUCUCGGCUCAUUUUAACGCCUCCUCUGUUCAGUGUUACGGCUCUCUGAUGUCAUGUUAAAUCUAUUUAGAUCAGUGAAAUCACAGGCUCAGCAGCUUCACUCUCUCCUCAUACAUUGUUCACUGAGCGGCAGUUUGCAGAUACUUGUCACACAUUUGGCUUCUUUUUCUGCCCAGCAACAAAAAUCUAUUCCAGUAUGUAAAAACACAAAAAGUGAAUUCUCAGAGAUGGUUCCAGAAAUUUUCCUUCAACAGUUUGUUUUACUGCCAGAGCUCUCACAGAGUUCUGAUUGUUAUCUUUUCACUGCACGGUGGGGAAAAGACACAUUACAGGCGCACAGACGCCUUCAAAAGUCAUCAAUGAGCAGGGAACCAUUUAGAUCACAGUUAAAGGUGAGGAAAUGUAAAACAGUUGAGAAAUCAAACAUCGUCAUUUUUACGACAUAUUUCCCUGAGUGACAAAUAAACAUCUGAGUGAUUUAAAGGGAUAUUUCGGUGUUUUGAAGUGGGACUGUGUGAGUUAUACGCCACUAGUAAGUGUAAUAGCUACAAUGGAUGCCGGUUAGCCCCGCCCCUUUAAUGAAGAUCCACCAAUAGAAUCAAGACACUAGGUUUUGUAUUGUUUUCAGCUGAUUCUGAUGGUCCUGGUGUGCUUUCCUUCAACAUUAGCUGAUGGAGGUGUUUUGCACAAUGGGUAAGGUCAUUGUAUUGAUGCGCUGGAAUUCAAGUAUUUGUACAAACCUGGUAGGAAAGGUUGAUAUUUGAACUUAUAUGAGCUGACUGGAUUAUGAGGCUGUCUGCAGUCCUCGGCGUUUGGUCCAGCAGAGGGCACUCUCAUCGGCACCUGACCGCUGAAUGAGACUCUUGAGUGUUGUACUGCCAGGUGUGGUUUCCGUGUUUUCAUUUUCCUGAGCCUGAUCUAAUGUGAGCUAUUUUUGGCUCCAGGAUGAUCCAAUCAGAGUUUGAUACCCUCAUUGACUGGGAGAUGAGCAGGUUUCUAAGAUACUACAGAGAUAAACCCAUAGACUGUAUAUAGAAUGGACGCCAUCUGCCUCCUUGCUAGUUGAAGCCACUCCGAGAACAGCACCCUCUGGUGACGGGCUUCAGCAUAGGUCAUAAAUCCUGCCUCCUCCAGCAAAGCUUAUGAAGAUGUGGACAAACUUUAGAAAUUUAUUACUCUGCUGAGGGGUCAAAGGUCAGAGAAUGCAGGGUUUGAACCUGAUCCUGGUCUGAGUUCAGACAUCCAACAGGAGGUCAGAUGUUCCAUCAGGAGUAGAAGUUUGUUUUGGCUGAAAGUUAAGGAGUGUUAGGUUUUUUCACUUCUUUGAUUUAGAAAGUGGUUUGGUCAUUUCCUUGUAAUGUGUGUGUGUGUGCGUGUGUGUGUGUGUGUGCGUGUGUGUGUGUGUGGAGGCUUUGGGACUGGACUUGGCUGAAACAGAGAGAUGGAUGGAUAAAAGAGAGUUAAGAUGAUGAGAUAAAGACAUAGUUUAUGGAAAUUGUUCAGUCCAUGUGUGUGUGUGUGUGUGUGUGUGUGUGUGUGUGUGUGUGUGUGUGUGUGUGUGUGUGUGUGUGUGUGUGUGUGUGUGUGCGUGCAUGCGUGCAUGUGUAGCAGCAGCACUAACACUUUGGCAGGCUCAGCCAUGAUGAUGAGGAUGGAUUGUGUGAUCGGUGGGAGAGCUGAGAGGAUGACGGUCUGCCAGCUUCAGUCUACAGGUCCUGGAGUCGUCCCGGUGUCACACUAACCUCCUCCGCCUCCUCUCUGUGGCUGAACUGAAACUAAAACAGGAUUUUCUUAUUAGGCUGAAUGUUUCCAUGACUCCCAGCAAAGCAGACUGGCUGUGAACCAGAGCUUUACUCAGGCUCUGUGGGAGAGACAUGACCUCUUUGAGCUGUCCUCAGUCUGAGGUUUUCUCUGUGCUCUGAGCUGGAGGAUCAGUUUGGAUCCUGCAGGUCCUGCAAGACCCAACAUCAGAGGAUGCUGGCAGAAGAACUCCAAACUGUAACCAGGGUCCAGAAUUAUUUGUUUGAUUCACCAGCUAAGGUGAAGGGGGGCAUUUGAUAAUUUUUAUUGGCCAAAAUACUGAAUUAUGUUUCUGUGCCUCAUACUCAUUUAUUUCAGUGUGUGUUGUUUAGAUAUUAAAGGGGCAUUCCAGCAUUUUUAAUAAGAAACUGCCAGCAGACACAGGACAUGAGGAAUGCUACACUUUCCUGCCACGUGAUUUCACUCAUUUUUAGAGACUCUGACUCAAGCACUCAUUACAGGAACCUUUCAACACUUUUCCAUCAAAAAGCAAAUGCAGAUUUGCAGAUACAACAGACACAGGAGUGCCGUGAAAAUGAAAGGGACAACCAAGUUGAUUUGCAGGAGUGACGAUAUUUAGGCAUUUAGUGGACAAACACAGACAUUCUAAAUCAAUGACUUUAGACAUAGCACAACAGAACUGGUCCAAUCAAGUUUUAUAAAAUGAAGGAUGUCUCCAAGAAUCAUAGAAAUAUUAAGAUUUAACAUAAAAGAAAAAACUGCUGAUGUUUUUAUGUCAUCCAGCCUGGAUUAUCUUAACCCUGUGUUUACCUCCUCAGUGGUAGAGCGAUAGUUUAACUGGAGGCUGUGUGUGAUUCAUAUGUUAAACUUCACAUGUGGUUGUCAUGUUCUGCUUUUCAUACUCACUCACAGCGUUUUGGCACAAACACGUCAGCAAAAAGUCUCUAACGUGAGCGUCUGUGUCUCCUCAGUGAUCUCCUCGAGGAUUUGGAGCGGAGUCCUGACGCUGCUGCCAUUGCUGAGUGCUUCGUGGAAAGGGUGAGUGCUGUGUGUGUGUGUGUGUGUGUGUGUGUGUGCGUGCGUGCGUGCGUGUGUGCGUGUGUGUGUGUGUGUUUGUGUGUGUGUGUUAGCAGCUGUUAGCUGACAGGAAACAUGACACAGUGAAACCCAAACAGCCAGUAAACCAGCAGCAGAACUGGACCCUCCAUUCACUGCAGCACUCACCAUUCAUCCAACCAUCUACUGCUGCGGCUCAGACAACACCCAAUGAACACGUUUUGACAGUGUGUGUACAUAUUUGUGUGUUAGUUUGUGUGAGUGUGUAAAUGUGUGUGUAUUAUGAACAGUAGUGAUAUUGUUCUCACGUGGUACAUUAGAGUCAGCUGACUGCAGGACUCUGUUUUCUGUUUGGCCAACUGUUCUGGGAAACUCCUCAUUACAUUGACUUUAAAGGGAAAUUCUGGCCUCUUUUCAAAACCUUGGCCGCUUUUGCUUUCACAUAUUUUGAGGUCUAAGUUAAGAGUUGAGGUCUAAGUUAAUCUAAGUUAAAUUAAUAAAAAUUGGAGUUGUUGGAGCUUACCUUUAAGAGGAAGAUAAUUUGAUUUAACCAGAAAUGUAUUUAAUUGCUCUUUUUUUUAAUCCACCAGCCUCCUUCACUGAAACAAUAACUUUACCCUUACAAAUAUGGGAACUGCUGGUCUACCUCUUUCACUGAUUUGCUCUUAAUUAAUAUAUUAGUAUAAUUCCUUUGCAUUGAGGGUUAUGAGGGGCUCUACUUUUCUAUGAUACAAGAAAAGUCUCAAAGGAGAAAGGUCUAAAAUCCUUGUCUCAGUGCACAGGAGUUGCUGGUCUACCAGGUCUGCUAUUUUAAUAUUCAUUUUUGAUUUUGUGUGCUUGAAAAUCACUAACUGAAUCCAGCAAGCACCAAGUUUUCAAAAUAAUACACACAACAUGACAAAUAUAACAAAAUUAAUGUUAUGGCACACAGGAGUUGCUGGUUUACCUUUGCUUCACGCUGCAAGAUUUCAUUUAUUUAUUUAUUUUGUUGUUGUUGUUUGCAAGAAAAAUUAGGUCCGUCUGGAAAUACUAAGUAAAGUUCAUAAACCAAAAUCACAAAAUAAAUAAACCGAUCUGUCAUAUUAGUUAUGUUUGUUUGUUUGUUCUAUUUGAAACACCAGAGUUAAACCAGGAAAAUCAGCAACUCCUUCCACAUUAGACCAAACUGUUAGAAAAGAGCAGGACUAUUAAAGGACCUGCGUGUGCCUGUUUAUCUCUGACCUCCUUACCUACUUAUGGACCAUCACGACUUGAUCUUAAAAUUGAAUUACAGGAAUCUUUGUCAUUGGCCAGGAUAAAAAGGGAAAAAGUUGUUUUACAAUCAUGAGGAGAAAGAGAGACGUCUAGUUGAAAUCAUGAGGUCUGUUAAAGCUGCAGGAUGAUGGGAUAAAAGAAGUGUUUCAUAUCAAUGUUAAGUGAAACUCUGAAACAUAAAAAGUCCCUGUGGGUGAGGAUGAAAAGUGUCUGUGACUCAGAUCACUGUAUGAAACGCAUAAAUCAGAGGUGGGAAAAGUGGGAGAAGUGGUUGAGGUUUAGGGGUCAGGGUUUCAUUUAAAUCAGGUUUGUGUUGGAUAUUUGAAGAGUAAUGGGGAUUUUCUCACAUUGUUUGGGCUCUCAAGCAGUGUGGAAGUUAAAUGAAGUCAAUUAAAGCUGUAAACUUGUCAGCAUGUGCUACACUUAAAGAGAAAGUGGAUUUCCCCUGAACAUGGAGCUACACAAGGAGUGCCUUCAGUGACCAAAAGUUAUCCACAAAGAAACAGAUCCAGAUUUUUUAUAUCCAUCUCUUCAGCUACCACAGAAAUAAAUCAACCAGGAUCACUUCAGUCCAACAAAAUAAACGUCAUACUAUAAGUCACAGUUGACAGUAUUAAUGUUUGAAGAGCUCCCUGUCCGUCCACAUUCAUGUUUGUAAAGUCUGAGACAGGAAGAGCACACCUAUCCUUUUUACAGAAGCAAGUUCAAAAACCAAGACAGGGAAAGCAGCAGCAAAGACCCCCAGCUACACAACAGAGCAGGCGACAGUGACGAUCCACAUGAAAAUGGUCAGACUGGACACAGCAUAAAAGGAAGAGCUGGGGUGGAGGCAGGGGGAGCAUCAGCCAAGAGCCCAAGAAUAAACAGAGCACAGCAAAAAUCUGUGACUAUCCACAUGACUCUGGUGAAGUCACACAGCAGGAAACAAGGAGGAGCUGAGCUAGAGCAGCAGUAAAGACCACUCGGGUACACAACAGAGCAGGCAUCAUUAGUGAUGAUCCAUCAGACUAAGCCGUAAAAAAGGGGAGUUGGGUUUAUGGCAGGGAGAGCAGCAGCAAACUUUCCCAGUGGACACAACUGAUGAAGCAUCUGAGUCAGACACAGCAUAAAAAAGGAACUGCUAGGCUGGAGGCAGGGACAGCAUCAGCAAAACCAUCAGAGUAUAAAAACAAAGCACUUAUUAAUACGGCAAUGCCAAAGUCAGACACAGCAUUAAUUAACAUCACAGCCAAUCACUGUAGAGACACUGGUUGGUUUUCGUAGUCAGCUGACAGCUUGACUUUACGGCCUGCCUGAAUUUACACUGUGCUAAUUUACUGCAGAUCAAUCAUUAAAAGGCCAUGUCUUUCUGACUGAUCUGAUUGGACUUGUGUUGUUCAUGUAACAUAAGCUCGAGUUACCUGUUGAUCCUAGUCAGAGUUUUUCUCACUUAAACUUUUAUUCUUUUUUGACAGAGUGAAGCUUUUGACAUCUACACCCUCUACUGCAUGAACUACCCAAAGUAAGUACAAUAAAGUUUUAAAAGUCUGGACGUGGAACUGUGUGGACUGAAGUAUUUCCAGGCUUGUCCGCUCAUUGUUUUUAUGUUUUUGGUUUCUGUCGUCCUCCUCGCUUGGUCGUAACCACACUCAGAUGGCAGAAACACAUACAUUCCUGAGUGCAUUCUAGGGCACUUUAAUAAAAAGUUUCAUGAUCUGGUGCAGGACAAACAUCCGCACCUGGACCUUUCAAGACGUCAUGAGAGUGAAGGACAGCACAUUGAAAAUGGAUGAACAAGGCGUCUUGUGGUCUGAUAGUUUAGAUACAAACCAUGUGACCAAAACAUCCCUACGUUCUCAUCUGACUGGUGCAUGUCAGACCCUCCUCUCUCUUUCCACAUUUCCUGUUUGUAUCUGCUUUUAUAUUAAAGGUAAUAAAAGUUAUGAAGUUUCAGAGUUUGUGCUGUUUUCAGUGCAGAUGUGCGUCACCCCCCCCCCCCCCCUUUUGUCUGGAUCUCUUAGUGUGUUUGUAUUUUAUUCUCAGUAGAGUUUCUCUGCUAGUCGAACUCUGAGUCUCCUCUCCAUCAAUCUGACAGACAGAUGUUUGGCCUGACUGGAUCUCUGCCCGGCUCUGUGUGUGUGUUACAUCUGUCUGUAUGUUAACACACUGAAAUCACGACAGAAAUACACAUCCAGAGUGUUUUAUCUACACCCAUACAUGCUUGUAUGUGUCAGUGUACCCGGUCUGUCAGUCUCUAUCCAUAGUGAGGUCGACCCCUUCUUUACCUCGCUCUGCUCGCUGCUGUCGUCUCCUUAAAGCUCCAUUAAACUCCAAUAAAAAUAAGUAGGUCAAAUGCUUUCAGACCACCAAACUAAAAAAAAAACUCUCCAACUCUCAGCGCUGCAUUGCUGCUUCUUCUGCUGGAUCCUGUCAGACUUUACAGAUCCAGACUUUUCUGCUCCUACAUGCUGGUUUCAUUUCAGUAAAAUCACAGCAAAGACGUCUGAGCCAGAAACACAAAAAUCUGUUCUUAUAAAGUCCAAGAACUCUGCAGGGAUGCCUAGCAAGGUUCUGAUGUGAUCCUGGUCUUCACGGCACAGAUUUUCAUUCCUGGACUGUUCUUAACAAUUUCUUGAACACUUGAACAAAUACAAACAGUUAACAGACCAAAUGAACAAAAUCAGGUUUGACAGUCAGUAAUAAAAAGAAAUAAACAGUUAAAUUUGGGAAUAAAUAACAAUCCUGUGUGGGAAACACAACUACCGCUCUCUGUAUCUUUCCUUCAGUGGAUUGAAGAGUUUCUGUCUGCCAAAGAGCGUCAAAGAAACAUGGAUUUUGAAAUUAAAGCAGCUUUUAACCCGUUAAUAUUAGCAUCUCUGUUUGUUUUUGCUUAGGGGGAGACAUCUGCAAAUAAUUCAGCUACCCCCAAACUUCUCCAAGCCCUUCUUUACAUGCUUGCUUCUCCAAAUAAUGAUGACUGAUUCAUAUUUUCAGGCCCAUAAGUAAAAUUGAAUUAAACUGGAAUGCUGUAGAGACUGGGAUAUGUGUGACUGGACUGUAGAUGUUUAAGCUCACCAGUUUAUACGACUAUUUAAUAUGUAAUCCUGAGAAAAACCAAUGCCUUUUACUCUGCGAUCUCCCUUUUUGUCCUCAUCCCCGUCUGGAGUUUUAUUCUGAUGCAGAGAAAAGACUCUUUGAAGUAUUUGUGUUUUCGAACUCAGAGUUGACAUGAAAUGGUCUGUUUGGUUAGUUUAGGCACAAAAACAACUCCGUAAAGUUGAAGGAAAAAACAUCAGAGUUUUCUUCUAAUGACAGGCUGUGUUCACCAAACAAUGCCGACAGAUUUUUUCUGGGUCAUAAAUGGUGGAAUUGAGUUGGUGCAUCGAUGAGAGUGUGUCUUGGCUAAAUCCUGCCUUUGUGCAGAGUCUGUAACUGAGCUAUAUUUCUAUUUUGCCCUGGUAAUGGUAUUUUAGUUGGAUCAUAAUGCAGAUCUAAGAUGCAGUUGAAGGCUACUGUUGACACAGAAGUGAAUGUUGAGGACAAGAGGUGGACAGGUGGCAAGAGGCUGAGUGGUUGAACUCUUUGGUUUGACUCAGGUGGACCCCUGUGUUAGACUGAGGCCUAAUCCUAGUCCAUGCACUUUGACCUUCUGAAAGCAUGCAAACAGAGUUUACACUGAAGUGGAGAUUGCCAAGGAAGGCGAAUUUACAGAUUUUCUGGAUUUUUGAUUUUUAUGAGCUAUAGGCCAGAAAACACAUGAAAACAGGGUGAACCCUCAACGCAGGCUGAGCCGGGGCAGGAGACAUCUUCACGUAUGCACUUUCACCAAAGAAUGCUUUCUUCUCCACAGGUGUCAUAUCUUAGACAGUUUUGGAGGCUGGGGUGGAUGUGUGAGGUGGUGUUUGUUUAGUGUCUGUGUCUAAAGCAUCUGGUCUCCUCUUUGUACUUUUGGAGAAGAUGAAAGUUUUUUGGUUAUUUUAAGACAAAAGAACUCAAGAGACAAGUUUCAGGAGCAUAUUAUCAAGUGGAUUCAGAGGGAUGACUUGUUGUGGACUCUUUGUUUCUGGUUUUAAACCUCAGUCUGCUGAGCUGUCUCUUGACCCAUUUACUACCCUGCUCUUCAAGUAGACUUUAGUGGACUUCAUGCUAAACUCCUUCAAAGUUUGCAUGUUCCUUAAGCAUCCUUUUUCAUGCUCUGGUGUUAUUUCCUUGUUGCAUUAAUGUGAUAACCAGAAGAGAAGACUUUUGUCUCUUCUGGCCUCUUAUCUGCACUCUUCUCCACUCUGAUCCACAGGGUCAGAUAUGAGAUUUGCAGGAUUGCUGGUUCGUGCAGCUCUGCUGGAACACGAGCUGAGACUCUUUGUUAGGUUUGUUAUCGUGCGUAAAAAGAGAAACAAGUUAAUGUCUCCAGGAAUGCAGAACCUGUGCCAUCUGAGGAUGCCAAAAACAGAGUCAAAUGGCUUCUUUUUCUUUCACAACACUUUGUGUCAGUGUAAUGAACCCUGAAACAGGCCGCCGUUAAGAUGACAAUAACAGACGUGGAUCUGAGGAUCUGUGAAGGACUAUCCAGAGGGAGGACUAAGACAGAUGCUGAGCUAAUUUAUGCUGCCGAAGCUGGACUUGGAUUGGUUUGCCGUUUGUAAUGUUGUAAAUUCAUGAGCUGCAGAGACAGGGGGUCUACGGAGGUUAGAGGGAGUUAAAAGCCAAGUUUCUAAAAAGUAGAUAAAUUUUCAGGUCAGGAAACAGAAAUUAAGAGGCCUGAAACCUACUCAUCACUGAAUUUGGAAGACAAAUACGGCACUUUGGACUCAUUUUCACAUUUUUCUGCAUCUCCUUAUUCUGCAUGUAGUUUGUCCCGAUGGUGUUGCUGUACCUGUAUGGUGCAGUGUCUCCACGCUUGAACGUAGAACAAACACAGAGCCAGCGUCACUCUGAUCAGGGAGCUCAUCAGUAUUCGACCUUUGACUGUUUGUCCUUGGAGUCACUUAUUUCCUGUUUUUGUCGAGGUUAUUUUGAAAUUUUGAAGUCCUAUUUUGAAAGUGAUACAUUGAAUGUUAAGAGAAAUUUUCCCCCUCGUCAGAAAUCUGUUAGUACAGAGAAAUACAUCCUCCUCAGAUUACCCACCAUGGGAGCUGGAGGUCAUUAAGAAGGAUUGUGUUUCUCCUGCUUUUGCUCUCCAUACAGACUACAUAGAAAGCCUGCUGACACCUGAUUGGUCAAACUCAACCCCUUCUCAUAUAAAGGUCAGUCCUGCUCAUACACGUCCUACAUUUAUGCACAGGACCUGCCCAUAGCGAUUGCUCGAUCCCUGCUGUUGUGACAAAGUCACAUGCUUCAGAGGCCGAGGUGUGCAACAUGUGCCAUAAGUGCAGCAGUGAAACAGGCAGUCACAGCUUAAAGCAUUAAUGUACCCGAUCAAAGCAUCCUCUGAUUGAUACAUUUUGUAGUUUGCAUGUACUUUUCAAUCAUAGCUGUAUGCCAGAGCAGACUUUGGCUCAGUAAGACCACUAGUUUCUUUACCUCCAAACAGAUGUUUCACUCUGCACUUUGGCCAAAAGCUCUGAAAUCUGAGUAGGAGCAGCAGGGACGACGAGGGAACAUGAGAGUGGACGAGACUUGCUGUGAACAAUAGAAAAAUGUGCAGCACAGCCUCUUUCAGGGUCUUUCAUGUGGUUUUCAUGCCGUCUGAUGGUUUUUUACUCAAAGCUUUGUUGUUCAGCUGAUCCAAAUGGAGGCUACGUGUUGGCCUGUGUCUCAGCCUCUGAAUCAUUGCCCACCUUUCUACUUUGGUCAACAAAGUCUGAUGCGUACAAACAAACAAUUCAAACCAAUUCCGAGCUCUGACUGAGAAUGAGGACAUCAGUGUUCUUCAGCCACAGAGGACUGGAUGGAUUUUAAAGUGCUGUCAUGAUGUCGUGAAAAAUAAAAUGCUGGAAUGUAUGAUAUGCUGAGGAGGGUUAAAGUCAGAGGAAUACCAGGAAUCGACUUUUCUCGCUAAUGCAAACACACUGAGAGGUAGAUGGACAGGGGGAGUGGAGGGUUGAGGAGGUUAAUAGUCUUUGGAGUGGUCAUGCAGGCUGCAGGAGGGUGUCAUGUUUCCUCUGAUUGGUGUAGAUGAAUUCAGGCUCUGGGGAGCAGCUGUAAUUAUCUUCAAUCUGUGAGAAUAUGGAGACCAAGAUGAAAACUAGACUCAAGCUGUUGGAUGAUGACACCCAAUGCUGUAGAGCUUUCCCUGAGCGUAUCAUGUACCGCCUUUAAGACGAUCAGUUUACAGAAUGGGGUGUGUGGAUAAGAAAUGAAUUAAUGAAUCUCCGUGAGUCUGUUUUAUUCUGCUGGAAUGAAACCACAGAGGUGAGUUUGAUCUGCAGGACGUCUGGAUGUCUGACGGUGAUUCGAUGGGAAUCCCUCCAAGCAUAGUUUCGAGGAAUGUCUCCUGUGUAUGUUCUUUAUAUCUGCCAUAUGUUUCAGAUUCUUCAUGCAGAGGUCAGUGUUUAUCUGAAGCUGAAUGUCGUUUCCUUUAGUCUGGUCCUGUCCCAGAUCAGAGUGAGAUUCUUCUGGACUUCUCUCCUGUCUUAGCUGACUGAUGAGAACCUUAUCAUGAGUGGGAUUUUUUUAUACCACCACAUUUGUCUCAGUGCAAAUGUUCUCCCCUCUUACAUUGAAACAUGUGCACCAACUUGUGCACUUGUGAAGGUGAAUAGUCCUGCAGCUCCUGGAGGCUGCAGAGGACUGAACAAUCUUAAAACCUCUUCUCCUUAAAGCCUGUUUGGUGCAGCAACAGAUUUAAGUCCAACUAAAUGGAAAUUUGAAUAAUGCAUUUAAGCCACGAUACAGUAUGUAUCACAGAGGGUUAUAUGGUACAAGAGCAACAUUGGUUUAUUAAAAACGUUCCAAAGUGAUCCAUUUCACAGUAUAUGAGUUCAAACCUGUUUAUCUUUGGGAGUGAAGCUCAAUACCUGGAUGUCCUGGAUAGUGCUGUUGGGGUAAUGAACACCUUCGAUCAGCUUACCGGGUCUUUCUCUGAUUUGUGGAACUUUGUGGAUUUUGAUGAGUUUGCUCCUCAGUUUGACAUGUAAAACCUGCAGACCCGGUCUGAGUGUGUCAGGCUUUGUUUCUGCUGAAACCAUCAGUUCAGUGAUGAGUCUGUAGAAGAUAUUACUGCUGCUCUAAAUUCCUCCACUCUCUCCUGAUUAGUCAUCCCUCCUCUCUACCCCAUCAUUACCUUGACCUCCUUCCUUCCACCCUCCAUUUCCUCCCCUUUUUUUACUCUCCUUCUCCUUUUAGUUGUUCUUCUCUCUUUCUAUCACUCAGUUUGUAUCUGUGGUUCUUUGGCCUCCUGCUGUGAUGAAUGUUGGUGAGUGGAUUGCUGCUGAGGUGUCUCCUCUUCCUCCAUCAUCUCUUCAACACCACCUCCAUCGUUCCUUUUCCUCUGACGUUAACAAUCGACCUAAAACAGCUGAAACGUUUUUCCUCCAUCAUCUUGGAGAUGACUCUCUCCAUGAAAACCUUUACUGUCUUUUCCUUUGCAGCCAUCAAGACAACCACUUCUUCAUCUUCUCUCUGUCUUUGUUGGACUUUUUGAUGAAUGUUUCUAUCCUCUGGACCUCCCUCUGUCUCCUCUGUUGGUCUCUCCCUCUCUUUUAUCCAACCUUUGAUGAAAAAGACACAAACUCCUCAUACUUCCUGACCUCCUUUCUACUCUAUAUGCAAUCUCCCUCCCAUUUGUUCACUCAUUCCCUCCUCCAUCCAUCUUUUCCUCAAUCAUGUCUUCACCCCUUUUGUCUCUACUUUUCUAUCUUCUUCUGACUCCCUCUGCCUCCUUGCUGUAAUAAAUCCUCAUCAGAGACGCCGACAGCUGGUCUCUCCCUAUUGGUUGAUGCUCCUAAUCUCACUUGGAUGUCGUUUUUUCUUUCCUGCAGAUUUCUUGAAGCCUCUUGGAGGUUCUGGUUAUGUUUAUCGAGCUCUCACUCUUUAUCCGAUGAGACAAGACACCAAAAAAAACCCUCAGAAAUAACUUAAUUUACAGCAGAUCUUGACUGCCACAAACACUCAUCCAUUAUAAAUCUUCAGGAUUCUUCAAGUUUGGUGUCUCUGUGGUGGACGUUCAAGCAUUAUUUUGGUGUUCAGAUGAAAUCAGAAUUACUAGUCAAGACAGACAAGAACUUCCACAAACUUUGCUGUCUGGAAAUGUCUCAGAAAUCACAGAGAAUGUGGACUCCUGGGUACUGCGCACAUUGAAUUUCACAACAAGGCAUUAAAAAGUCUCCUUUUAAAAAAAUACUGCUGACAGAUACUGAGAGUCAAUCCAGUUGAUUGGGCUUUGUUGGACAGAUUUUGAAACCUUUCUUUUUAAUCUUGUUUUAAAAAGCCCUCUCUCUCUCUUUCUCUCUCUCCACAGUUCGGUGGCCGUGCUAAGGGACUGCAUGAAAAACAAAACGCUGGUUUGUUUCUUCCAGGAGAGGCAAACGACCCUGAACCACUCCUUACCUCUGGAGACAUACCUGCUCAAACCGGUGCAGAGGAUCCUCAAAUAUCACCUGCUACUACAGGUGAAAUAUCCAUGUUUUCACUGCUUCACUAGUUUUGUCAUGUUUAAAAGACUUACUCAUACAUACAUGUAGUGCCUCUCAUGUACCCUAUUAAUGCAGGUGACCCCCUAAAUAACACAAUCAUUGUUCCAAAACAAUUGGUACCCUGUGUAAAAUGUUGAUAAAAACACAUUUUGUUGGUUUGCAAAUCAUUUAAAGUGAAUGUGUAAUGGGAAGUUGUACAAAGACAACAUGGGAAAUCUGAUGUCAAACUUGACACCAUUUUCAAAAAAAGUUACAACAUGAGCAACCAAAUAGGUAAAAAGUCCUAUCAUGUUAAAAAAGACAGGUGGAGGAACAUCUUUCAACAUCUAAAGUUAAUUUAAACAGGUGAGUGAAGAGGUUUACCACUCUGUGAGAGACUGCGUGAGAUAAUAGUUGAACAGUUUCAGAAUAAUGUUCCUGUUUCAGAAUAAUAGGGCUCUAUUUUUGUGCCUCGCCAGAGACGUGGUGCAUGCGCGGCGUAAGUCAGGUCCGCAGCAUAUUAUUUUGGUGAGCAGCGCAGCCCGGUGUAAGUAUCCCCCCUCGCUAACUCAGCUCCUCAUAGUGAGGGAGGAGAGAGGGCAGGGAGUGGGUUUAACACAACCGGGACCUGUAUUGACCAAUAACAUCAGCUCCUCUCCUCGCCUUUAAAUCCGCCACCGGUGUGGCGUAUUACUAUUUUUGUGAAGUAGUCAAAGAGAUCAAGAGAUGUCUGAAGACAGCAAUGCCACAUGAUGGCGACAGAAGGCAGCUCCUCAACAAGUGUCACUGUAAACGCUGCAGGGAGCGUCCUUCACACUCUCUCAUAUGAGCACAGAUGGAUUUGGUGUGUAAUGUUGGACCCACUAGUAAGACAAACACCCUUUUCCACAAAUAAAGACUCACAUAAAGUUGCAUAUAUUCAAACCUCACGUGACAAAGGUGGAUUGUGCGCAGAGAUCACAUCAUAAAUUCCAAAAAUGGCAUUAAAACUGGAACCAUCUAUGUGUAAUGAUGCAUCGCGCUCCGUGGCCUGGCUCUUUCUGUCAUAGAUGUUGGCAUAUAAAUAAAUUUGGCUCACAAAACUGAAUAUUAUAAUAUUCGUAUGUUGGCUUAAAGUAAAUAACUCAUCUGAGCACUGAAACAAGUCAUCUGUUUAGCCGCAGCAGCAGCAGCUGCAGCAGGACCAAGAGAGGACACAGAAACAUGUCCAGGUCGAGCUGUGUGAGAAAUAAGAGGAAGAGGAAGAAAGAAAAGGAGGGAGACGAAUUACGUAUCUAGUUAACUUCAUCAUGUGUGUUUAUUUACUAGAUAUUUAAUUUAAUUUAAUUUAAUGCGGUUUCAGCUGUGUUGAUUCGGUCAGGUUGUGUGUCCAAACGCGUGUCAAAUGCACUCAUCAGAUCAGAUAUAGAUCAGAAUAUAUCGAUAUAGAUCUAAAUGUAUGUGCUGACUCAGAUUAUUAGUUGUUGAUGAUUAUUUAUUGCACUGAAAUGUGCCUGACACUGUGGAAAGCUGCUGGUGAGGCAUCAGUGACGUAUGCCGAUACGCCACAGGUCUACCAAAAUACCACUAGACCAGCUGCGCCUCGCCUGCGCUGAAAGCUGACCAGGUUUGAAUCGGUGAGUUUUCAGCGCACUUUAUACACCACCGGCGAGCACGAAAUGUCACUGCGGCAGCUGAUUCUGUCGACACCUCCCUCUGCCCAGCCACCACGCCCAGCUUGGCGGACCUCGGUGUGCCUCAGUCCACGAAAAUACCAAACUGGCUGUACUGGCUGUACGGCGGGCUCCGCCAGACAAAAAUACCACUGUGCGCGGUCCGCCUCACCGGCGGACACGAAAAUAGAGUCCUGAGUGUCAAAUGUGAAAGAAUGAGUGGAUUUCAUCGUAAACAGAAUAUAAUAUCAUUAAAAGAUUCAGAGAAUCUGGAGAUAUCUCUGUACUAAAGGGACAAGGACCAAAACCAAGACUGGAUGGACCGGAUCUUCAGACCCUCAGCCAGCACUGCAUUAAAAACAGACAGGACUCUUAAGUAGAAAUCACUGCAUGCACUCAAAGUCACAUCCACAAACCAUCCUCCUUCAUAUUUUAGCAAGACAAUGACAAACCACAUUCUGGGCUUACAAAAGCAUGGCUCUGUAGGAGAAGAAUCCUGCUGAUAAACUGGCCUGAUGCAGUCUGCUCUGUUCAGCAGCUGAAGUAUUUUAAUAAUCUAUAUUAUUUUUCUUUGGAACUACACAAAUACCUUCUGCUUCAUCAGCAGCAGCUCAGACCCUUGAUGCAGUCCUCCAAAAACAGCAAACAUGGUGUGAAUUAUGUUUGUUUUGGAGAUUCAGUCCAAACUUGAACCUGAUGUCUUUGACCCUCCAUGUUUAAGUAAAAUUUUAUGUUGUGUUUAAAAUCAUCAGCUCUUAAAGGAUUCAUUGAGGCUCAGAGAUGUCCCAGAGGAAGUUGAUGGAUCUUUAUAAAGCUUUUGUUUCCAGGCAACCCGACUGUUUCCUGCCAGUAAACAGAGUUUUUGGCUGAAAUUACAGCAAUAAUAAAGCUCUUCCUGCUCUCAGUGAGCGAGAAACAUGGAGUGUGGACCGAGUACAGCUGAGGACACAGACCCCCUCUGUGUGACACCUUUUUGAGUUAAUAGAUGGACGGCUGCCGUGUGUGUCGCAUGUGUGCACGCUGAUGUUUGUCAUCGCAGAUCACAUCUGCAGGCUUUAACACAGCCAGUAGAGGAGGGUAGAGCCUGACAUCAUUGUUUCAAAUGAGGUCCCUUAAAGAGAGUCAGAUUCUGGGUCAGUGUUGAUUUAAAGGCAUUUGUGUAACGCUCUCCCUGAGCACGACAAGAAUUAAUUCCAGCACAAAAUGCUCUAAACAUGCACACUUGGACGCGUAGCUGGUGAACCAUAAAUCUUUAUUACAUCCUGCUGACACUUUUGUGCAAAGCCAUGCAAGAUUAAAAAAAAAGACAGACACCAUCAUGAAAAGGAGGAAGAAAUACACGGAUGUACAGCUGAGACAAACCAGUCAGAGUCUGAACCCAAAUAUCUGCAGACACUCAGAGAUGCUGCUUCAUCCAGACAUCAUGAAAGACAUACAAACACACGUGUGCACACACACAUGCACACACACACACACACACACACACACACACACACACACACACACACACACACACGUCUGAAGAUAGGAACAAUAUGCUCUUACACGCUCUUGAACAAGAGCUCACACACAUGCAGCUUUUCCCAAUAAACUUGUCGGGAAUCUUCACUGGUCCCAGUCCAAGCCCACCUCUGAGAGAAGGAGGAUGAUGAAACAGAGAGACACACACAGACACAGACACACACACACACACACACACAGACACACACACACACACACUCCUCUGCUCUUUGUUCUCCGGUGUUUGCUCUGUAUUAUUUCGUGGCUCUCUGUCUGCAGUGGACAGUUUGAACUCUGGUCAAACAUGUGUUUGUAACUGUGCGGGGUUUUCCCAUCAUCCUCAGCUGCUGCUGGUUCAGUUUCUGCUGUGUCAGGUGGUUUAGACGGAGGAUUUCUGCUCAUGAGUUCUUCUUUUAGUGACCACAUGAAGAAAAAUCUAGAUUACUGUUAUAGCUAUCCUGUUCAGUAUAGUGCUUAAUUAGGUAAUGAUUGUAUCUAAUGGGAGAAAGCAGUGACCCCCAGAGCUGGAAUAUGAAGACAAAGUGGAAGUUUAAAAACUGCAGUUCUUCUGCUGUCCACUAGAGGGGCUGGCUCCUAGAGCUCCAAAAUUGCGAGGUUUGUUCAAUAACACAAAAGCAGGUAAAAACUAGGGAAGCAACAAAGGAGAAGGGUUUAACUCUGAUGUGUUUUUUGUCAAGAUUUUUUUCACAAUGGUUUUUUGUGGUUGGGUUUUUUUUUUGUCACAGUUUCUCCGUUUUUAGACUGUUUUUUUUUUUUUUUCUCCAAGUUUUUGUUUGUCAAGAUUUGGGAUUUUUGUCUCAGUUUUUGUUGAGUUUUAAGUGUUUUUUGUUUGUCCUUUCUUUUUUGGUCCGUUUUUGUUUUUUGUCAUGGUUCUUUUUUUGUAAUGGUUUUUGUAGGUAUCAGUGUUUUGUCAUGGUUUUGUUAUUUUCGUUGCACAUUAUGGUCAUAGUUUUAAUUUUGUUGUAACUGUUUUUUGUCACUUUUUUAAUCACAGUUUUUUUCUCAUGGGUUUGGACAUUUUCUUUAUUUUUUGGCUUUUUUUUUUCCUGUUUUGGUUAGUUUUUUGUGCUUUAUUGUCAAGGAUUCAGUUUGUAUCAUAGUUAUUCUUUUUUUUGUCAUGGUAUUUGUCCUGUCACAGAUAUCUUUGUCAUGUAUCAAACCUGCAGCAAUUGGAUGUUCACUUCAGGGAGACUUUCGUAAUACCAGCAACUAUAUAGAGCCUGGUGUAUUUUUUUUGUAAAUCUGUUCAUCAUGUAGACUCAAAAUAUGCAGACGUCAGGCCCUGGAUUAAAAGUUCAUGAACCUCCUCAUGACACCCCACAAAGACGAACUUUUAUUAACAGUGAAAUAUUUGUCUCUUUCCAGGAACUUUUGAAGCACUUUGACAAGAGCGAUCCAGGGUAUGAGGUUGUGGAGGACGCCAUCAUCACCAUGACUGCAGUGGCCUGGUACAUCAAUGACAUGAAGAGGAAACAGGAACAUGCAGUGCGACUCCAGGUGAAUGCACACAGAGUCACAUCCUCAUUUUGACCUUUAAAAUAUUUAACACAAGUUCAGAGUGUUUAACUGAGUAAAUCCAAAACCAAGGUGGUCUGAAGGUCUGAUUCAGUUCAGAAGAUUUUAGGAUGAUCAUUUUCUCUGAAGGAGAAAAAAAGUGUGAGCCUCUUCACAGCUCCAGAGUAAACAGCAGAUUUUAUUCUGAAUCUGUUUUUUUUUUCUGCCCAAAGAAAAAGUUUAUUUGGCUUCAGUCCACUAAAACUGAGCUGCCUCUCCACUUCUCUCUGAGCCUGGAGCAGCUUUUCCUCCUCCACUGUGUUCAGAGACAGACGGGCGGCUGGAGGUCGGCCGCUCGACCUUUAGGUGUCAAACUCUACAACUUCUGCAUACCUCGACUUCCCCGACACGUGUUCACAUCAUUACACACUCAGGAAACUGUUAUUAACUUGUUCCAGCACAUAUGUUCAGCAGCCAUGACCGUGUGUGUGUUUGUGUGUGUCCAUACUCCAGCUGAGGCUUAACACCUUUCCUGUCAUUCCUCUGUCAGCUCUGUAACCUCAGUGACUGUUUUUCUUUCAUGAUUUUUAAACUGUUUCCAAACUUCUGAUUUCAUUUCUGCAAAACUUCACAAAAUAAAGUUGGAAUCAUUUUGUUGGGACUAUGAUGUCGAUCACACGUGCACACCUUACGCUCUGGUUGUAUAUCAAUCUGCCAGUAUGAGAGUCACCUUUUUACUGUCUGUCUGGGGUAGAGGUCUGAGCUUGGUGAGGUUUCCUCCCUAAUGACUGAUCUGAGUAGUUUUGUAUUUAUGCACAUUACUGAACAGCUGUAGUGUGGAUACAUCAAACUGCUGUUACUUGAAAUAAGUCUGUCUAUCCGUGUUGCUCUCUCUUCCAGCUGGUCGGUCAGGGUCAAAUGUCGCCUUCACAGCUGUUGUUCAGCAGAGGUCCCGACUCAUUAACAAGCUGAACAGAGAAAUCCUGGUCCUGAUCUUUGGGGAUAUUUUAGCUGACCCCACUUUCAUAAGUUUAAACUCAAACCCCCUUGAGGUCUCAGCAUUAGGAAGUGCACAGGUGUUGACCUUUGACCUUUCAGCAGCUGGAAGCAAAGGUGAAAUGUUCACUCUCGGUCAGAUGCAGAAGAGUUAGAAAAUUUAAAGGGACCAUUUUCCUUUCUGUGACUCCCUUUGAGGUGUUAUUUAGAACUUUCAUGUGAAAUUGAAGGAGUUUUCUGCUCAUUCAGAGUAAUAAAAGCAUCUCUUACUUUGGAGAUAAACAAUGUUUAAAGUAAAAUAAUCUGAACUUUAUAAAAGCUCUCUGCAUUCGUACAUUUUAUUAACUUAUUUUCCUGUUUAAAUGAAUUAGUUUCCACCUAGAACCAAUUAAUUUUCCAUUAUAACAGAUCAAUUCUCUAAGAUAGAAAAAGCUUGUUUUCUUGUAUUAAUUUUUGAGUAAUUUUAUCCUCUGACCUGCCCUUAACAGGAGAUUGAGUCCCUGCUGGUGAACUGGACCGGGCCAGACCUCAGUGGGUUUGGAGAGCUGGUUCUGGAAGGUUCCUUUAGAGUCCACAGGGUGAAGAAGGAGAGAGCGUUUUUCCUGUUUGAUAAGAUGCUGCUGAUCGCCAAGAAGAGGCUGGAGCAGUUCGUCUACAGCACGCACAUAUUCGUACGUACACAGAGUUUCUUUGUCUCUUUACGUUGUCUGGGUUUCUAUUCCUGUUAACCAAAUAUCACCUGAACAGAGAUCUCAGUGCACUUUGAGGCUUUGCUAACACCUGUGAAAUAAGCAUACAAGUGCAGCUAAUCAGACUGAUUGCAUUGGGAACCUGCAUCACAAAAACCAGCAGAGCUUUAUUUGGGAGUGUUUCUCAGGGGAGCAUGUUGUGAUAUACCAUCCCAGUAAACAGUAGCUUUAUAAAUACAGGAGCUUCUUGAAACUAAGGCUAAAACCAAACUGGAAAUGCAAUGCAUUGCAAAUGCUGUUGCAUGAACUGGGGAACCCGGUUUGCAUCUUUCAGGAGUUCCAGUUUGGUAACUUUUUCUGUCAAAUGAGUUAACAAAAUAAUGCCAGAAUACCUGUAUUGACACGGCUUGGACAUUUUGCACAUCAACCUGUCAUCAACUCUCCACAAAUCAUCUCUGAUGUAUUUUUUAGAGGAGUUAGCCAGUCAUCAUUGUUUCUCCUCACUCACACUGGAAUAUGCUUACAUUCCCUGGUGAUGGGCACAGCAGUUCUUUUAGAUGUACUGAACCACUAGAAUCAGUUCACUAAAAAGAUUCGUUCAAAAGAUUUGUUCACCAGGAGACCAGGAGAUAAUGUGUUGAGGCUGUGUUGCUUUGACAAACAGGUUUGUGAAAAUGAACUCGUUUAUAAAUAAUGAUGUUUUAAGUGUACGGUUCAAUGGUAUGCUAUUUAUCUGGUCUACUUGGUAAAUUGGGCUCAGUGAGUGAUUUGUUCACUGAACGUUUACCCCACAGUACAUUCAGUGAAGGAUUCACAUUGAAUGUGCACCGUUCCCUUGCAAAUCGCCGCAAUGAUAGGAUCAGACAGUCACGCAUUUCUCAAACUGCACGUUUUAUACACCACUUGUUACAUGCUGUGUCCUACUGUGUGCAAGUUGUUGUAGUGUCAAUUUAGCAGAGUUAGAAAAUACCUAUUUUCCUCUGUCAUUCCUGUCAAGAGCUUGCUACAGCUGGUGAGCCUCACUCUCUUCUCAUUACUGCUAUUAAAACAACAGUGAACAACUGUCGCCAUGAAAGUGUAUCCCUCAGACAAAAAUGAUUCAAGAGAGUGUAGUUCACUGCGUGAUUCAUUCACCAGGUGAUUCAGGCUUCAGAGCGUGCAGUCCCUUGCUUGCCGGCUGCUUGCCUAGCAAUGCUACGUGCUAUGGCAGCUGUGCUGCUGGCAGCGCAACUGAAGUGAGAAACAAACAAAUCACUUAAAGACAGUGACUUGUUUAGUAAAUUCACUUAAAAGACUUGGUUAUUUUGAACAAACCUUUUGCGAACAACACACUAAUAUUUCCCUAAUGCUUGUAUCUCUGCUGCAGUGCUGUAAUCUUCUACUGAUCGAGACCCUGAAGGAUCCUCUGUGCUUCAAAGUGUCCGAUCAGACUAUCCCCAAACAGCAGCAUGUUGUCCAGGUGAGUCCUCGAGCACAGGUGGACCGACACACCUGAAACUCCAGAAUCAGUUUGGAGGUUUUUUGUUUGGAUGUAUACCUUCAUGUGACUCUGUUCAAACUUGUUUUAUUUCUGCAGACAAAGAACCAGGAGGAGAAGAGACUGUGGGUGCACUACCUCAAGAGACUGAUUGUAGAAAACCAUCCGGCCUCUCUCCCACAGAAGGUAAGGAAGGAAAGAGGUAACAAGGGAGAAAGACAAGGAAAGAGAAAACAAAGAGGAGUUUCUGCUCUUUUUUUUUAUAAAUUACAUUUUCACAUGAAACUGAUGCACAACCCUGUACCAAAAAAGCUGAAUGUUGAAUGUGAUGCCAACAGGACUCUUCUACUACAGAGCUAUACUGUUGUAAUAACUGGAUUAUCAUAGUGGUCCCAGUAUAAGCUGCAGCAGCAGGAGGAGAGAUGCAGCUGCUGUCACUGUAGUUAAUAGUUUGGCUAUGUAAGGUUUUCCUGUUGGUCUCUGCUGCCCUCUGCUGGUCAUUCUACUAACCCUUUUUAAAAGUGCAUCAGAGGGAAAAGCUGCACCCUUUUCAGUGUGAGCUGCUACUCUAUUGGGAGAAAACACAUCAACAAAGCCUGACAUAGGCUUUCCAUAAGGUUUAUUGUGUGUUACAGUGUUUUGAAUAUUUAUUCAUCAUUGGUAAUAAAAUAUCAAGAAGUAAAACUCUCAUCUUCAGAAGUAUUCAUUUCCUGAACUGCUGCAUGCACAGAGUAGUUUUUCUCUGUUUAGUCAUCGCAGAUCACAUCUGCAGGCUUUAACACAGCCAGUAGAGGAGGGUAGAGCCUGACAUCAUUGUUUCAAAUGAGGUCCCCUAAAGAGAGUCAGAUUCUGGGUCAGUGUUGAUUUAAAAGCAUUUGUGUAACGCUCUCCCUGAGCACGACAAGAAUUAAUUCCAGCACAAACAGCUCUAAACAUGCACACUUGGACGCGUAGCUGGUGAACCGUAAAUCUUUAUUGCAUCCUGCUGACACUUUUGUGCAAAGCCAUGCAAGAUAAAAAAAAGACAGACACCAUCAUGAAAAGGAGGAAGAAAUACACGGAUGUACAGCUGAGACAAAUCAGUCAGAGUCUGAACCCAAAUAUCUGCAGACACUCAGAGAUGCUGCUUCAUCCAGACAUCAUGAAAGACAUACAAACACGGAAGUACUCAUUUCCUGAACUGCUGCAUGCACGGAGUAGUUUUUUGAGUGUUUUUCUUUGUCACACAAACAUGGUGUCUGAUCUAAAGUGCACAGCCAUGCAGCUGUAGUCCAGACACUCAUUUAUUCUGUCCGGUGAAGGUCUGAUAGCCUUAAAGAAAAGGUCUUGAUCCUUUUUCCUCGGAGCCUGUUCAGGACCUGAAGAAGAAAAAAAGAUCCAUUAGUUACUAUAGCAGAAUCACAGCUGGUGGCCCAAACACUUGAGACAGGAAGCUCACUAAAUAUUUUAAAAUAGGCCAAGGGUUACAAACAACCAGACUUUCCUUUAAUUCAACAUUUUAUUUUAGCAGCCAUGAGGACAAACUCUGAGUAUUUUAACAUUUUUCAGUUGAGAAACUUCAGGUUGAAAGAAAGUUUCUUCUGUCUGCAAAGUACCGUUUACUCUGAUUUAUCAGUUUUAUUUGAAGCCAAACGUAUUUUGUAAAGGGGUCAUUAAUCUUCCAGCUCUUAUCAGGCCCUCUUUAAGUUUAAAUGAUGCAGGCGGAGGAGAUUUCACAAUCGUUCACUGAGCUGAGUUUGCUUUUUUCCAGGCGAGGCAGGUCCUGGGAGACAACUUCUGUCAGUGUGAGUUUAAACACACAUGCACACACGGCAUUUUUGUUUGCCUUUAGCGCACUUUAUUGUUCAUUAUGCCAGAUCCAUAAGGAAUAAUUCAGCCACUUAUUCAAGAGUGAAACUGUCUGCAUAUCUGCUUCACAUUUAACAUCAUUUCCUGUAUUGCAGCUCCCCAGUUCGACCAGGAACACCUGAAGAAGUUGUCUAUGUCGUCGAGAAUUGAUGACAUCCACGGAUAUCACAGAGGCAGACGUCAGUCAGGUCAGGGUCAGUCUUCCUCCUUCUCCUACUGCAGAAAAUCAAAAUAAAAGCUGCAUGUUGUUCAUCAUUUAGUUGCUCUCGAACAUGCAGUAUUUCUAUACUUUACUCUCUGCAAAUUAAAACCUGUCAGGAAAUCUCUGCCACCACGUGAUCUGUCUUCUUCCUCUGUGCCAUAGGGCUCUAUUGUCAAAAGUUUUAAUAGUCACUAAGAUCAGAACUGCAUUGAGUUAGAGCUAAAACCUACAAGCAAAGCAGACAAGCAAAGCAGGUUCAGUUAAUGAGAAAAACACAGAGAGCUUUACCCAGGAGUGAGGGGUCAGAGAUACAUCCUCAGGUCGGCAUGUUGCACUAUCAAGGUGAACAACAGUCACAUUCAUUCAGAAUGAAAAAGAGAGAGGAACUAAACUGGAACUCCUGCAUGACGUUGCUUUAUCCAGGAAUCCCUGAAUGUGUGUGAGUUAUCGCAGUUAAUUCGAGGCCAAAAAGUAAAUUUUUGAAGCAUUUAUCAGCAACAAAGUGUUUCAUACAAGACAUGAAAGAAAUCAUUACAGAGGCAAGAAGAACAAACUGAAAUACAAAGCAUUGAAAAAAAAAAAAAAAGUGACAUUUAAAGUAAUUAAAACAGCCACAAAAAUCACAGUCAGAAAUAACUGUGGGAAUUACUGCACACUUUAUUGACACUGAUUUGACAAAUAUAGAAUAAAGUUUUUGACAAAAUAAAAAGCCCUGGUUUCAGACCACACUGGUGCAGAGGAACGGGUUUUAUUAAUAUCACCAAACAGAAGUCAGGAGUUCAUUUAAAGUACUUCAUUUGAAGAGGCUUAUAAAACUGACUGUACAUUUGAGAAACAGCGGAUCGAUCAGUUUGACCUGCAACAGUAUCUACCCAACCGAUUAUAAAGAGGAUAGAGCUAAAUUCCAACAACCCUUGUAUCACAUUUGGAGUAUGAGGUAGUGGAGCACUACUGCGAUCUCCUGUGGUGAAACAAAUGUAUUACAAUGAAUGAAAACUGAUUAAAUACUAAGAAUUUCUGACAAACUGCUGUUUUCUACAUGUUUUUUCACUUUUCCUCCUGUUUCUACAUGUAAUGGAAAGAGACCUUUUCACAUAUAAAUAGAUGAGAAAUUUUAAGGAAUAUAACUUUUUCAUCAUAAACACAAAAGAUAAUCAGUUAGCUCAUCUAUUAUCACUUUCAGAGUCAGAGCACACUUUCUUCUUUGUGUUUUUUAUUUUUUUUAAAUAACUUAUUCUCUCUCUUUUUGCACCUAUUGUCCCUCCAGAGCCUCCAGAGCUGCUCAUGUACACGCCUGAGAAGUCCAGAAAGAGUCUCCCUCUGCUGCUGGAGGGAAACCUGCCGUACAGACGCACCAGGAGACAAUCAGGUACUCAGACACCCAUUAGUACAAGCAUGACCACUAAUAAUCUGGAUUGACACAGCAUUUAAAGGCACAGUACAUCAACUACAUACAGCCCAUUUGCAUUACUCAAACCAGCUGUUUCUCGGGUUUAUUUAUCCUGUAGUUCCCCACGUUUACUUAAAAGUCAUGAUAUUUUGUGAGGGAGAAAGUUGUUAAGGUUGCCCGUGAAACAACUGAAACUGAUUUUCUAGAUCUGAGACCUCAACCCUGAAGUUUCUGUCUUUUCUGGGAUGACCAAUUGAGUAAAAACCUGAAUAUUUUAGUACUGCAGCUGUUUUCAGAGGCAAAAUGCUGUGAGUAGAUUGAUUGAAGUUUCUGUUUGUUUUUCAGCUCCAGCUAAAGACAUCGAAGCAGCAUUUCAUCCAAACGGUGAGACCUUUUCUUUAAUCUUCACAUUCAGGCACAUGUUUACAAGAGUGAGGCUUCAGUUUAAAUACUGGAGAAGCAAUCUCUUAAAGUUACUUAAGUGUCUUUAAAGGUCGAAAAAAAAAAGAGAAAUAUCAUUCUCCUGGAUUCAUGAUGAUACUGAAAGACAGAGCAAAGCAGCAAAGUUGAAAAGAAACAAAUUCAAAAAGGAAGAAAAACAUCAGACUGGUUGGUGUUUUAAAUAUGCUCCAAAAUUUCAAAACUGAUUUUAUGUUGCAUUUGAUUUAAAGUCUCCAAAAUCACUUCAGCCUCUUUAGUAACAAGAACUAAGGCUCAACGAUGGAGACUGAUAAUUAUAAACAAAACCAAAAGGUUCAAAAUGUUCAAAAAUAAUUGAAAACAAAACAAAACAAAACAACAAUAACAAAGGAGUCAAAAGAGACUGGAGGCUGCGGCCAAAAUGAUCAAAAGUUGAAAAGGUGCAGGACCAGCUGUGUAUUUGACCUGAACCAUUACCCUGAACCAAGAGACAAAAACCAACCAGAGUAAGUAAAGCAGCAAAUCUGAGCUACUGUCUCCUGCUUAAACUAAAGCAGCUAAAACCGAAACAACAACAAAAACAUGUCUUCAGAAAGACUCUGCAGUUUAUCAGGAUAAAACUUAAACUUCACAGCAUCCCCACACUUCUACUCUACCCACUCCACUCCCACUGGCAAUUUAUAGCUAACAAUAGUCCCUCAGGGUAUUCCCUAGAGUGAAGGUAAAGACUGAAAGGACUGCAGGAUCAAUGUUAAUAUCUUUGUCUCAACUAAGACCUGCACAUGAAGUCAAAACAGACAUCAACGCAUGCACAGAGAAAACGUGCUCACUCCAACAGAGAGGCAGGAAGGCUGCAGCUGGGUUUCAAACCAUGAACUGUCCUACUCAUAGGCAGCAGCACUAUCUGCUUAACCACUGUGCAGCCCUGCAUGAAGUCAAUUUGUCUCAUGAGACUUGACUUGGAAUGAGACUUGACUUGAUUUAUUCAUCAAAAUGGACUGCCAGGAGGAUGUGAAUAUGCUGGAGUUAGUCAUACUGAUAAUUCACAGACUUUAACAGUGCAGUAAUUGAUUAAAACAGGUUUGUCAUUAGGAAAAUUGGUUGUUAAUUGACUAAGGUGAUGUUAUUAAACACAAAUUACAACUUAAAAUUAUUAACUUUAUGACUGCUGUUGCCUCUGGGCUCUGUAGAUGAUGUCUGAUCUAUUGAUUUACAACAUGUUAACACAGGUUUUGGCUGGGUGCAGCAGAACUGGCUGCAGCUGUGACAACGUAGAUUCCAAAAACAGGGCUGCUGUUUGUGUUGAAACUGAAAGAGUUGUUGUUUUGCUGUGAAUGCCAAGUGUUUGUCAAAUAAUGUUAACCUCUUAAUGACUGAGCUGUCUCUCUGUCUCUCUCUUUUCCCUUCUACAUCUAUGGUUUCCUCUGCCUGGGUAAUCCUACAGCUCUGAAGGUAAGAAAGCACCUGCAGGCUUCACUGACUGUGAAAGACAAUUACACACUGGUGGAAUUUUAUGUUCACACACACACAAACCACAACUUCUGUUUACAGUCAUGGAUAAGUGGAGAGAAACAGGGGCACUGUUUUAAAACAAAAAGGACAGAAAAAUAAAGCUUCAGAUUAUAGAGCAGCCUAAAAGUUGACAUGGUUAGAGUUAGGGUAACACUGCAAUAAAAAUGAGACAGAACAUAUAACAAAAAACAUCCAACUAUACUUCCCAUUGACUAAAUAACAAGAUAGUUUUAAGUUUAGAAUAGAAUAGAGUUAAAUUUAACUUAGAGGAAUCAAAUUGAAAAAAGGAUAAGAGACUGGAAACAGUAGCAUAAAAUGAAACAAAAUAUUAUAUAGUAAGGAGUGAAAAAAAACAGAAUAGAAUAGAAUGCUUUUGUUGUUGAUGCAUGUUUAUAGAAGUUAUAUGUGCUUUUCUGAAAAAGUAAAAAAAGAGUAAAAAACUGGAAAAUAAAGAGUACCAUUCCAAUUAUAGGAAAAUGAAGUAGUGUGUAGUACAUUCUUAAGUUCCUUCAUCUGAUAUACAUUUUCACGGCUAAAGUUCCCAUAAGGCAGAGUAGGUAAAAUAGGAAUGUAAUAAUCGGCAUAUUACUCAGAAUAGCAUAUUUUAGGAUCUUUGUUACAGUAUUUAACUGUACUUUGAUACAUUACUGUUCAUCACUUAUUUGUUGUGUCUGAUUAAGGUGUAGCUAAUUGUAGAUCAGUUGUUUAAAUGUAAUUUUUAUUCAUAUACUGACAGGUGGGGAGAGAAUUCCCCUGACAGUUAGAUAUUGACUCGAUUAUCAUCUUCCAUCAUCACUGUUUACCUAAAAAGUACCUUCUAGUGAGAUUGAAGAUUUUCCAAAUUCAUUUAAGCCAAUAGUUUUUUUUUUCUUAUCUACUCUACUAAGUUAAAAUUUGUGUAUGUUAUGAUGCUCUGUAAAGCAGAUGCCACUGUGUUGUUUACUCUUGUGUGUUUUACUCUAAAGAAAGCAGCGCACUGUCAUCUACACUCGACAUGUCUAUACAAAACAGGAUGGGACAGUGCACAUUGAUAUUCACUACCAAAAUAAAAGCUUACUCAAGCAGACAACAUGCCGCAGAUGAGCUGCAUGUGUCUGAUUAAAGUGUGCUCACUGAAAGUUCUUGUUUUUGUCUAUUCUAUUGGCAUUCUCAGAUUUGUAUUCGAAGUGUCUGAUAACAUUACAGAUAGGACCCCUGCAGUGAGAGAGAGCUCAUAAAAGGUGUUCUGACUUUAUAUUAAUUUAAGUGUUGGCAAGGAACUGUGUUGGUGAUGUUUGCCACAUUUGCAGAUCAGAUGAAAUAAAAAACACUAUUUAAAAAUGGCUCUCAUUGUUGGUAUGAUGCUCUUACUCCAGCAAGCCGGUAGUGAAGGUGAGCUGUGCGAGGCAGAGAGUUUGUGCUCAGCAGGCAGCAGCAGCACCCUCGCAUCAUCUGUGAUUGAGGUGGAAGCUGAGAAGACUGAACUAGGACUGAUGCCACAGCAGCAUCCAAACCAGGAGGAAGAGGUACUUAAUUCUGAUAUAUCAGAUCUCAUUGUAUGGUAUCAAACUCUGUCAUAUCAUCAAAUUAAAUCAUAUUGUAUGAUAUUUAACCAUAUCAAUUAUCAUAUUGAAUUGUACCAUAAUUGUAUCAUUUAGCAUUAUAUCACAUUGGAUCAUAUUGCAUUGUAAGGUAUUACAUCUGAAAGGCAUUUUUGGGCUUUGAUACUAUAGUUUUGAGGAGAAUGGGACACUAGAUAAAGCAGGAAAGUGGGAAAGAGAUUGAAGAGUGAAAUGCAAGCCAGAACCAAAUUUAGCCUUCCACUUGAGGACAUAGCCUCUGUGCAUGGGACCCAUGUUUAAACUGCUACAUGUUGUAAUUUUCUGUUUGGUAUCAUAUUGUCACAUAUUUUGUAUCCUACCCUAUCCUUACCUGUCUUAUCCUAUCUAAGCCCAUCCUUUCCUGUCUAAUCCUAUUGCAUUGUAUAACAUCUUAAUCCAGCCCAUUCUAAGGCUCAAAAAGCUACAAAAUAACCGUCAAAAAUAGGUUUGCUUUGCACAUCAAGCACCCCUGAUCCCUUAAGCUCAUUUUUUCACACCUUGCAUACUUCUUCAUCUGACUCUAUAACUAAAAUAGAAAGUUCAGCCACAGGAAAGAUCCCAAAGGGCUACCUUUAUGUUAUAUUUUGAAGCCUCUGGCUACUGCCUAAGCUGUUGAACCUGAGAGGUUUGAGAGACAACAAACUCAAUUAAAUGUUUUCAAUUUAAUUUGUCUCAAAUGAGGAGGAAGAGGAAGAAGAUCUACCACCUCUCAGCCCUCCUCCAACGCUGUCCAUCACAGAAGAAAUCCUGGAGUUUAUCAACCAGAGCAGAGCCAGGGAAGGACUUGCUGCCAUUCACUGUGACACAAAGGUUCGAACACAUCAUGAAACAAAAAUCGAUCUUACUUGAAACAGCUGUAAAGAUUUCUGAUUUAAGGUUAUGAACAAACAGAAAGUUCACUUUUACACCAUACUUCACUAUGGCAGUUAGUUUGUUUGAUACUGUAUCUUUGUCCAAGUGUUUGAGUGAUGGAAAGAUCAGCCAACAGUUUAAGGCUAGCAGAUUGAAUUCCUCAAAGAUUUUCACUCUUGAAAUGUUGCAAUUUCUUUCCCUUUCAGGACCAGUUCCAAGGUCAACCCAAAGACUGUCAGCUCUCGUCCGAUCAGACAAACUUCACCUGCCCACUGCCCCCAGUGGCCUGCACCUCCAGCCCAGAACACACACCAACAAGCCAGCAGGAGCAGGAAAAAGCUGACAUGGAUGAUGACACUGCCCUCCAAAGUCAGACCAGAGAGGAACAUGGACUUGACAGCCAGAAAACUGUCAGUGAAGUUGAAAAGACUCCAGAUGAAACAAGUCCAAUAGAAAAAGGAAUGGAGUCAGAUGGAGAAAAGGAAGGAGGAGUGUCAGAAAAAGAAAAAGAAGAGGUGAAAUCAAAAGAUGAAGAGAAGAAAGUAGGCAUCAGUGGUGUCCAAACACCAGAUCUCCAUCCUUCCAGCUCAGUAGAGGAAGAUCCAGUCUUUUCACUAAGCGAAAUAUCAAACAAUGAAGCUACGUCUCCCUCCGAAAAUCCCAGUGCCAUUCAUUCCCCUCCCCAGAGGCGCCCUAUCUCAAGAGGGUCUCACCUCAGCAAACGAGAUAAAAAGAUCAUUGAGAAGAUCAGGAGCUACUACGAGGCAGCAGCUGAGGCUGAAGAGGAUCAGGAAGAGGAGGAUGAGCAGGGAGAUGGAGCUUCUUCAAGAAGGAGAAACAGUUUCUCACAAAUUCCAUCAGGCUUAGUGAAAGAGUCGGUGUCAAGGUUUGAUGUGACUGAGCACCAGGGGGGGGCAGAGGUUGGACCCUCGUUUGCUUUGGAAACAACUGAAGUUAAGAGAAGAGAAGCUGAAGGUGAAACAGAGCCAUGUUCCUUACCUGGUCCAGUGUCUUCUCCUUCUGCACCUGCAGCAAGCAACAAUGGUCUGGCAGAUAAGUCAGUUGGCCUCCUGGAUUUUGAUCUAGAGGAUCCAAUCAAGUCUUCAACGUUACCUGUCAUGCCAGACAAGGACACCCAAGAGCAAGUAUCUUCAAAUCAGAAGUCAAACCUUACAAGGCAAGAUGGAGAAGAAACUAAGAUGCAAGACCAAAAAGAAGAUUCCUGCACAGGACAAUCCGAGGAAGGACUUAAGGAGGAGCAGGAAAGGAAGAAGACAUGUGCUGAAGAUAUUGGGGAGAAACUUGAAAAUUCACAGCAAAGAGAGGGACCGACGAUUAACAAACAGUACGAGUCCAUAGGUGGAACAAACUCUGGAAACCAAGCUGUAACGAGCAGGCUUGAACCAAACAAAGCAAGCCCAACAGAGCCAAAUGGAAGUCUCAAAGAACCCUCAAUACUUCUAACCAAAACCCAGUCUACUUGGGCUAGAGCCAAACAACAAGACCUUACCAAGAGCAGUGGGAAUCUCGAGGAGCUCCCCAGCAAGAUCAAAGUGGGUCGGUGGUCACGCCACUCUAGGAUUGUCACAGCAAACCGGGCUUUGUUUGAAGGCAUGGCAUCAGACAUAGCAGGUAUACGGUUAUUCGAGGCUGGCCCUGCAGAGGAUCCCGUUUUGGUGGAAAAUUCAGAGCGAAUUCUGAGCAAGGUCCAAACUUUAGCCCAGAUGUACAGUGCCAAAGCCAGCACCAUGAAGGUCCCACUGCAUCAGAAACGGGCCAACACAGUCCGAAACCAGCCACUGGUCUCAGGUAGACUGUCUGGACUCUCAACUCAGACCCAAACUAAAGGUAACACUCAGGUUCAAUCUCAGACCCAAAUGCAGAACCAAACAGAGUACCAGCAGCAAACAAAAUACCAGACAGAAAUAAGAGAAUCUGUCACCAACAAAAACAGGAAACACAGGACCGAAACUCACCCAGAAGCCAAAGUUCAAAGCCAAACUAUCACACAAAGUUGUCACCCCAAAACCCAGUUGUGGGGUCAGACACAGAUGCAGCACCAAAGCCAGAGCCAGAACAGAACUUAUAUUAAGAACCAGACUCAAACCAUGAGCCGAGGGGACCAAGUGAUCCAAGAGAAGAGGCCAAUAAGGAGAGCGCAGAGCUUGACAACAGGUAGGAUGGUCUUUCAAAAGCUUCUUUGCAUAUUGGUCUCUUCAAGGGUUGGGCCUUCAGAUUAUUGUCUUGUACUAUCGUUGACAGCCCAGUAGUCAUGCCUCCGUACUGCUGUGAAGUUUUUCCUCAGUGGUCAGUUAUUAUCACGACUGAGUUAACUGUUCUGUUUGUCUCAUCCAGAUAUCCGGGAGCGAACGCUGGCCCCUUGUGAAUCUCUGCUUUUCGGGCAUGUGUUUGUCAAGGAGCAGCUCACUCAAACCUGUCAACAACAAACAAAUGGAGUCAUCCUCUCCAGGCCGAGGGACUUCAUCUCUGCCUUGACCAGAGAAAGAGAUGACAUUUCUCAGCCUUUACCAGGGGCAAACUUACAGUCUCCAACAGAGGACCAGAUAUUCUUUCAGGCCCAGAAUAAUGGCUACAACUCUGAGUAUGUCUCAGCUGAAAAGUCCUCCAUACCAUUAAGAUAUCACUCUAAAACACAACCUGAAGAUCAGAACUUGAGUUUAUGCUCUGCCAGUAUCAGCCCUUUGACCUCUGCCAUGAAUCUAGACUCUAAAGCCAACAAGUUUGCAGACAACUGCUCCACAUCUUCUUCAGGGAGAGGUGGAAUCCUGACACAAAAUGGAGAGGUUCAUUCUGAGACUGAAGAGACAGAUGUGAGACACAGGUGAGUCACAGAAAUGGGUGACACAUGACAAAAAUGUGACAAGCUGUUAUGGGGGAAACGAAAGGCCUGACAGAGUUGGAAUUAAACCUGCAACCGCAAUGGGGUCCAUAGUUUCCAACAUAGGGCAUACCUUAACCUGCUUGGCCAUCAGCGCACCCUCUCUGAAAUCUUUAAGUUACAUUUUUGGUAUGCUAUGACUUCAAUAGUAGUAUAAAUUUACAUACUUGGCUUGAACUGCUUAUCUUUUUAAGAGUAUACUCUUAUUUACCUUAUUUACUCUUAAAAAGAUAAGUAGUACAAGUCAAGUGUACUUAAACCUAAGGCACAAAUACAAACUUGAGUAUAUCUUGAUUAAAGUUUAUGUGUAAGUAUAGGUUAAAUAUAUUUAGACUUUUAGUAUAAUUCUUCAUACAAGCCAAGUAUACUUAACAUUAACUUUGUUAAGUAUAUCUCCGAACAGUGCAUAAAAACUCAACCAAAAGCAUACUUAGUUAAAACACUGUAUACUUGAAGUACACUUCAACAUACUUCUUUUUAGUAAGGGUAGUAAUGUGGAUGUAGUUACUCCUGACUGUAUGUGAGCCAUGUUAUUGAGAUUGGAAGUGGCAGGUUUCACAUUUUACUCCAUCACGUGUAAUGGCACAGCUUGUAUGUGUGGGGCUGAACCACAGAUAACCCCAGGUUAUCUAUCUAAACCCUGAUGAUUAUAAAACAGUCAUGAACAGACUCUGUACAAAGACAGAAAUCAUUUUUAGGUUAUUCGGAGAUAGCACUUUUGUCUUAAACACUGAGUUUAAGCAUGUAGAGGAUCCUGUACAGUGACACACAGUCUCAGCAGAUGGUAGAAAAAAUCUCAGUCCAGCUUCACUGGGCUGUUAGUGCCAGUGUUAAUAAGCAUAGAGAGUCGGGUAUUUAGCUCCAAAGAAUGCAUGAAUGCUCAUUUGAAAGUAUGCAAACAAGACUGAUGGACGCUAUUUGUUCUCCCAUACAAAGGCAUUUAAGCUCCUGUUUGUGAGAUUAAUUGUGUCUCAUUGGCUUGUUUACCCUGGUGUAUGUGCCUGAAAAAUACCACAAUCCUUUUCUCUGAUUUUCCCUGUUUUUUGUGUAGGUUGGAGUCGAAUGUGGGAUGGCAGGAUAGCUCAAUCAGAGAAGAUUCAACAUGUGUAAACAUUGAUACCCAGCCAGCACAUACUGAGCCAAGUCCUCCUGCUCACAACAUACCACAAUGGGACAUUUCCGCAGAUGGAAAAGAGCUGGACACAUACCAGCAGGAUAUUCCAGCUGGUGUUUCUGCAGAACAUCAGGACAGUCGAGACACAUUAACCAAAGGUGUGCAGAGCAGUCAUGCGAGGCCUGGAUACUUGAUUUGCCAAAGGCCUGUGGAUGGAGAUGAAAUCCCCGGGCAGCUGGUGCUAACAGUAGCUUUUCAACAAAACCAGCUUCAGACUGAACACAAUACAUCCACAGUGCCUUGCUUGGAUCUGGUCUGUGGGCAGACUCAAAUGGCCACACUUAAACUUCUGGGGCCCUCAGAGGGGCAAAAGAAAGACGUGCUCCCAUGUGGGCAAACCAAAGUUAAUGAAACAAAGAGUGAAUUAAAUGACUCAUCAUCACAAACCAGAGUGAUCCUACAAGGUUCAGCAGUGACCUUUACAGAGCAACCACAUUACUGUAUAUCCACAGAGGAACCACUUGUUCCAUCAACUCCGAGCUGGCCUUUAAACACGACCUCUGAUCCUUCACAAGUUUUUAGCCAUACAGUCACAGAGACUGCAGAGGACCAGGCAGUAAAAAUAGAGGAGGCAGAUUCAGGUUUUACCCAACCAUCACCUCCGUCUCCACAGUCAACAGAUUUUCUGCCAAUGUUGACCAGCCAAAUGCCGCCAGCUAUAUCAGCCACGCAGGGAAAACUGGCCCAGACCAAUGCCAGAGAUGAUGGGAACCCAUCUCCAUAUGAGCACAGGUAUGUUUUUGACAGAUUCAUAUGACAAAUGAACCCCCAAAAUGCAGACCUUCCAAUCAAAGUUUGGCACAUUGAUCUGCCUUUUUGCUCUUUUCUUCUGAAAAAAGAGAAAUGUUAGACAUGGGAACUUCUGACCCCUUGAUCAGCCUGAAAUUUUGUUUGCUUUGUGAUAAAACAACACAAAAGACUUGUCAGGCCAAGUUUCCUUUAAAGCAUGUUGCAAGCGCUGGUCCUCAAUGUGUUCAAGCUGAAGAGUAAUCACUGGCUAGGAAUCCCAUCUUGGCUAGUCUGAUGUAUGAAAACCACAUCAGUGGGAGGUUUUACAAUUUUGUUUUUCUGUGAGCCCAAAGCAAAUUCCUUGUGCCAAAUUGAAGGGAAAUUAGCAAACUGCAACAGUGAAGUGAAGCAGGCAGUUUCUAUAAUCAGUUUCCUUUUUGUUUUAUAGCCCCUUUUAAGUGUUAAUCCACAUGAAACCUUCUAAAUGCAACAUAGUCCAUACUGCAGAACAAUAGGAGGAGAAAUGAAACUGUUGUCUGAGCUACAUUGGGUCAUUACAAAAAAGCUGUAUUUUUGGACAAUGUUGCAUUGAUUUUUAAUGUCAUUUUGCCCUUUAAAACACAUACUAAUAUAACACAAACAAUGUAAAGAAUGAUAAACCAAAAUAUUCAAGUCCUAUAUUGCCCCUGCGCUGCAGUAUGCACAGGCUUAGACAGAGUUACGGUUCUAUUUUUGUUCCUCGCCGGCGACGUGGCAUAGGCAGGGUGUUAGUCAGGUCCGCCGCGUCGACAAGGCGUGCCCAAGCACAUUGUGGUAUUUUGGUGAGCGGCGCAGCCCAGUGUAAGUAUCCCCCUCCCUAACUCAGCUUCUCCUAGCGGCGUAAAUCGUAGAGAGGGCGUGGAGUGGAUUUAACACAGCCGAGACCUGUUUUCGCCAAUCGGAACCGCUCCUCUCCUCACCUUUAAAUCUGCCACCGGCGAGGCGUAUUACAAGUUUCGUGAAGUAGUCAAAGAGAUCAAGAGAUGUCUGAAGACAGUUAUGCCAUACAAUGGCGACAGAAGGCAGCCCCUCAACAAGUGUCACGGUAAGCGCUGCAGAGGGCGUCCUCCACACUGUCUCAUAUAAGCACAGAUGGAUUUGGUGUGUGUAAUGUUGGACCCACUGGUUAGACAAACACUCUUUUCCACAAAUAAAGACACUCACAUAAAGUUGCAUAUAUAUUCAAACCUCACGUGACAAAGGUGGGUUGUGCGCACAGAUUACAACAUAAAUUCCAAUAAUGGCAUUAAAAUCGGAACCAUCUGUGCAUAAAUGCUGCAUCGUGAUCCAUGGCCUGGCUCUUUCUUUCAUAGAUUAUGGCAUAUAAAAUAAAUUUGGCUCAUUAAACUGAAUAUUAUUAUAUUUGUAUGUAGGCUUAAAUAACUCAUCUGAUCACUGAAACAAAUCAUCUGUUCAGCCGCCGCAGCUGCAGCAGGACAGGGAGAGGACACAGAGACAUGUCAAGGUCGAGCUGUGCAAGAAAUAAAAGAAAGAGGAAGAUAGAAAUAAGGGGGAGACGAAUUAAAUAUCUCGUUCACUUCAUGAUGUGUGUCUUUUUACUAAAUAUUUAAUUUAAUUUAAUGCGGUUUCAGCUGUGUUGAUUCGGUCAGGUUGUGUGUCCAAACGUGUGCCAAACGCGCUCAUCAGAUAAGAUAUAGAUCAGCAUAUAGAUAUAGAUCUAUAUAGAUCUAAAUGUAUGUGCUGACUCAGAAUAUUAGUUGUUGUUGUUUAUUGCACUGAAAUGUGCCUGAAACUGUGGAAACCUGCCUGUUAGGUUUUCUGUGAGGCAAACCUGAGGCACUGGUGACGUAUGAGCACGACACCGGCGGUCUACCAAAAUACCACUAAACCAGCUGCGCUCCGCCUGCACUGAAAGCUGACCAGGUCUGAAUCGGCAAGGUUUCAGUGCACUUUAUGAAAAUGUCACUGUGCCAGCUGAUUCUGUCAACAUCUCCCCCUACUGUGCCACCACGCCCAGCUUGGCGGACCUAGGUGCGCCUCAGUCAAAAAAAAUACCAAACUGGCUGUACGCUGGCCUCCGCCAGACGAAAAUACCACCGUGCAGGGUUCGCCACCCUCCGCCGCGUCGCCGGUGGGCACGAAAAUAGAGAUCACAAUCUCGCAAUAUGGGAAUUAUACCUCAAUAUUAUCAAAGACAAAAAUUUAAUGAAUUAUUAGAUUCUGUUUCAAUGUCAAUUAUGUCAAUGAAAAAAACUACAAUAAAGGUUUUGCAUUAGUGGUAGAAUCUAAAUAAAGUUGGGAACUGUUCACAGAUUUAAGCACUCGUCAUGACCUUGAUACCAAUUUCUGAUUGAUCAAUUUUGUCAGUGUGGAGACACAAUAUUUUGGCUAGAAGUAAGGACUUGUGAUCCAGGGUUUGUUGUUGAGGAAACAGCGAACAGUUUUUGUGGGUAUAACUGUGUCUCUACAGAAGUUGACAUAUUCAGGAAAGCAGUCAACCUGUUUACCAAUGUUCAUACUAUCCACAUCUGUUUCCAGCAGCACAUUCCAGUCUGUUGAUUUAAAACUGUCCCUUAGAGCUUCACUGGCUUGUGGUGUCCAUCUUCUUAUUUUGACUUUGGUCACAGGCUGUCUCAGCACACAAGGUCUGUAACAGGUUUGCAGAUAGACCAAGUUAUGAUUUGACUUGCCCAGUGGUGGUAAGGCAGUGGCUCUGUAGGCUUCUUUGACGUUGGCAUACAGCAGAUCCAGGGUUUUGUUUUCUCUGGUAGGACAGUUCACAAACUGUGGGAAUCCAUUCAGGUGAGAGGAGAGGGUGACAUGGUUGAAGUCUCCCGAUAUUAUUAUUAGUGCCUCAGGGUGUUGAGUCUGUAGCCUGGCAACACUAUUUUGCAAAACAUCGCAACAUUCUUCAGUUGAUUUGGGUGGAAUGUAAACUACUGUUAUGAUAUGACUAAAUUCUCUUGGAACAUAAUAUGGCCGAAGAGAAACUGCCAACAGUUCAAUAUCUGGACAACACAACUUCUCCUUGACAGUUAUGUGUGAAGGGUUACACCAUCUCUGGUUGACAAAUAAAGCCAGACCUCCUACUUUCUUCUUGCCACUAGCUUGAGCAUUUCUGUCUGACCUUAUGAGAGUGAAACCAGGUAGAUCCACACUGGAGUCUGAGUUGUUGUGAUUCAACCAGGUUUCAGUAAAACACAGGAAACUGCACUCACGGUAUGCUUUCUCAGUCUUCACCAAGAUCUCCAGCUCAUCACUUUUGUUGUGCAGAGAGUUGACAUUUCCCAUGAUGAUUGAUGGAAGAAAGUGUUUAUAUCGCCACCUCUUAGCAUUCAGCUUUGCCUUCACCUUAGCACCAGCACGGCAACCACGAUAACACCCCCUGAUGUCCUCUGGAAUUGUAUGUUGUUGUCCAGAUUUGCUUUUCCUCAAUGAAAGGAGCUCUUCUCUUGAGUAAACUCUUCGCCCAGCAGAAGUAUCCAUCAGCAGCCAACAAAAUUACAACAAAAAUAUGAAAUAAAUCUAGCAUAAAUUACAAAAAAUACAGAUAAUACAGAGAGACCAGACUUGUAGCAACCUCUCGGUUCAAGCGCAUAAUUUUUUAUUACAUCACUUCAUAAACAUUACCAAUAAACACAACUGAUAUUUUAGUUCAGAUCUGUUUAUAAAGAUGCUUAAAAGUUGUUUUUCAUCCUCAUUACCAGCCUCGUGACAGAAAAGUCACCGCCGUCCUAUUCUCGUGAUUUCACAUUUAACAAUACUUUGUCCUCAAAAUCCCAGUGUUUUACAAAAUCCAAAUAAGUCCUCAACAGCCAAAGAAACUUCUCUUUGAUGCUCUUGGAAAACCUCACUUUCCUCUUGCAUCUCUUUCUUCUGUAGUAGAUACUGCACAAUGAUCUAAAGCUAGGAUUAGGGUUGGAAAAAAGGUUUUGAAAAAAAAUCAUUAGAGGGGUCUGAAAAGUUGUUAAAUCUAGCGACAAAGGUUAGGUUGCUAGGUUGGCAACACAGCUAACAAGUUUUUUUUCUUCUGAUGUAACUUCAUUCCAUAAUGUUGCUUAUGGUUGGUAGCAAUCAUCAUAACAAAGAGUAACUACAGCCUUCUAUAAUCAAGUUAGUUACACAAAAGUCUGCCAUUGUCAGUACCAGUGAAUUGUAAAAGCCCUAAUCUAUAGCUCUGAUGAUGGCAGUGAAGAUCUAACUCUACAAGUAGCUGUACUCUUUUUAAUAUUUGCUUUUCUGUCAGUCACAGGGAACCACAGAGCUCAAGAAACCCCAGUUGCCAGCUCAUUUCAAGUAUCUCCUCAGGCAGUCAUCCAGCCUUCGGACCCUCUUUGGAAACAUCCAGACAAGAAGAGAGACAAUAUUCGGCCAUGUCCGAUCAUGACCAGGACAUAACCCCCACCACAGCCACCAUAUUCAGCCUCAGGCAACACUCCACUUCCCCUGUUCAAGCUUUGCUAUCCUCCCCCUCCUCUGUGGGUACAACACCCUGCACCUCCCCAUUCAGGGUUGUUACAGCAUCCUCACCCAUCCCUCUAUCUAAUGAUGAAAACUCCUUGAACAAGUUCUCCAGGACUCAGUCCUGUUUCUCACCAACACUCUCCUCUGGAAUAGGCUCCUUGAUUCAAGAUCUUCCUUCCUCUUCUCCAGCACCAUCUUCCGAUUUUACUCACUUAUCCUCUACUUCUUAUUCCUGCAGGUCCUCAUCCAUAAGAGCAGGUCCUCCAUCCUCCCCUUCCUCUCUCCUCUCCCCGACAUGCUCCUCCCCGAUCAACUCUUCUUCUGUAUUCACCAGAUCCUUAGCUGCCUCCUGUAUUAGCCAGUCCAUUAGUCAGAGUUUGGCAAGAAAGAACACCACCCUGCAACAAGCCCAAACAAACAGGGUGGACCAGAGCCCCUCUCCUCAUCUGCGACAGCGCUCACCUUCACCUAAACUCCAUUCUAGCCAUCAAGGCUCUAAAGAUGGGCACCACCAUCUGAAGAGCCCGCCAUCUUCUCCCUGGUCCACUUGCCUCUCUUCAUCUCCCCUGCAAUCAUCUUCCCCUUCUCAUCCCCAACCAUUUCCUUCUCCAUCUAUGAGUACAGCCCAUCAUCAGCCUCCCCACUCUGCUUCCCCUUCCCCUCGUCCCUCAUUCCUUCACAGCAAAACGGACUCAACAAGGAAUGCAAACAACAAUAACAACCUAAGCUUAGCUGGUAUUACCACAGCAAUAAGCAAUGCAAGUAACUUGAGCAACUGUAGAAUGAACCGGGCGAUCAGCAAUGGAGUUUGUUCUGCCAACUCCCAGAGAGUGCCACAAGCCAACAGUAGCACCAGUGCCACAGGGAUCCAACAAACCUAUGACCCUCUCUGGUCAGGGUCCCACAAUCGUGUUGCCAGGCCUUUUUCUGCAUCAGAACCCAGCUCUAGAGUUCAGUCUCCAUCUCCCUCUCCAACCACUUCCUAUACCUGCCUGUGCUCCCCACCUCCACAACAUAACUACUCCUCCCCUAUGGCACACAAACCCCCCAAUCCCCGGACCACACGGAUAGGAGAUUCAAGUUCCCACAAUCCACAAGGUCUCACUUUGGAGCUGUCAAAUGAGACCUCUUCAGGUCCAACAUUUGGGCAGUCUUCCUUGUGCCUCAGCCCUCGGAUCCUGUCCCCUCCCCCUAUUGGUGUGUCAGUGAAUGUUUGGACAAAUAAUGUCGCAGCACCCCAACCAAGAAACCCUAGAUAUGUCCCCUCCUCUCCAUCACCUUCCAAUACUUCCUCACUGGGUUCUCCAACACAGGAAAAGGCCUUUUGUCCCAGUUCCUCAUUACUGUGUAGUCCAAGAGCUUCUUCCCCUUUUGCAUCCAGCCCCCAGACAACCUCUCAAACCCAUCGUAGGUCCUCCUCCUCCACCCUGGCAGAUAGGCCCCCAAGUCCAGCCAGGAGCAGUUCAAGUGGGAUGCGUCGCUCUUGGGCAGACACUAGUCGAAGGUCCCUUGGUUUUGGUGGUAGUGCACAAGGGUCUUUUGACCAGCAGGAGUCCUAUCCAACAAGUCCAAGAAGUGGAUGGUCCUCUUAUGGCAACUCACCAUCCUGCCUCAGCCCUCAAGCUGGGCUGCAGUCCCCACUUUCACCAAGCAGGCUUAACCCAGGAAGAGGCUCCCUUGGUGGUCAACAUUUCACCAGCGUGCCUUGGCCAGAUGUACGAGAACUUUCGUACAAAUAUAAUGGAUCUGAAAACCCUGACACAAGUGCUACUACUACCAUCAGCACUCCCUCUCCUAUGUCCUCGAUUUCUCACACCCUCCUCUCCUCUCCUGUUCAAUCAGAGAGCCAGACAGCAUGGGGGGACCCAGACCCAGAGGAGGGUCAUUGUCGUAGCCAGUUGAUCUGCGCCUACGUUGCCCGGCCUUCCCAUGAGCAAAACCUCUCCUCUUUAGGCAUGACCUCCCCUCCACCUGUCUCCUAUCCCUACCACAUUCGCCAUUCCCCAGUUAAGAUACAACCUCAGGUCCAAAUCAACAUCACAACAACCCCUGUACCUUCAAUGUCUUCUCCACUCGCCUCAACAAGCUCAUCACCAAUCCCCUUUGCACAUCCAUACCCUUCAAAACAGGGGAAUCAGAAGACCAGCUAUGCCACUACAGUCAAUCUCCAGAUUGCUGGAAGUGGCAGAAUAACUUCUUUUAGCACUGCUCAAGUUAGCCUGACCCAAACCCUGCAGGGUGGUACUGGAGCUGGGGGACAGGGUCAGGUGACCAGGAGAGUCAGUAUCAAUGGACUGUCACACAUCCCCUCCCCUAUUCAUCAAAACUGUGACAGACUAUGAAAGAGAAAGAACUACCUUUAAUGGCAUUAAAAGACAAGUAGGCAAGAGAAAGGCACAAAUGUGGAUGAACUUGUGCAUUCGUCUAGCACAGCUGAGAAGUAACUUGGGCUCCUGAAGUGUCGGUGCUUGUUGCUCAGCGGGGUGAACUUGAAGGUUACCAUGUACCAAAGUGACUUCAUGAGUGUUGAGAAAUAACUUUUUCAACAGAAAAGCACAGGGUCCAUCCAAUUGUGCACACCUGAGGGACAUAAUGAAUGUGGUCAGCUGUAUUUGACACUGGUUUUAGGAUGUUACCAAGCCCCCCCCCCCCCCCAGGAUGAGGAGGAGUUUGGAGUUUCUACCUGCACAAAGCCGUAACGAAAUUAAAAUAAAACUAUGUAUCAGACAUGAAAUAAAUCACUUAGCUGUUGUACUCACACCUGAGCUUCCCGAACCCUAAAUACUCAGAGUUCAUCUUCAUCCGGAGGAAAGAGUUCACCUCAAACAUGUUAUAAAAUACUUCAAUAUCGUUCAUGUUUGGCAUUUUAGGAGCUGGAUUAAAUCUAUAUUUGUUUAUCUCGAAAAAAACAGACCAUCCAGUUCCAAAUGCCAUCACAGUUACUAAAUGUAUUUUUAUAUUGUCCUUGUUUUUGUCUGCCUUUCCUAUAAUCUGUUGAAACAUACAUUGAUUUUUGGCUGUUUGAGGCCAGUGUUUAUGUUUUGUGGUAACUGUGGUUAAUAAUGUCCUUUAAAAAAAAAUCUUUUUAUUAUUUUUUAUUUUAUUGUUUAUUUAUGAUGUUAGUUAUAUUCUCUUUGGCACUUAUUAUCCUUAAUGUCAUGUUGGUAUUUUGCACAGUGUCCCCAGCUCUUGAGUGCAUGCAUCAAGUGUUUGUUUCAUGUGUGUGUAUGUUAGAUUUUGUGUGUGUUUGUCUAAAAUGACGUGUCUGCCAAGUUUCUAUUUCACUGCAGACCAAACUAAUUUCUGUGUGGUUUCAGUGCUGAAUUUGUCCCUGUAUUUGUUUUCUGACUUACACAUUUCUUGUUGUCAGUCUCCUUCACAAACGUUGGAUGUUGAACUUCACUCCGCUGUAAAAGAAAGUGAGGUGGAAAUAAAUGCAUGGCCUUUCAAAGGGAUUGACAGUUUUACUUGUAGACUGCAUAAAAUAAGUGGACAAAGCUUCAGAUCUGAAAAGUGAUGUCAGGUCUUAAAUGUCCUAAAUGCAUGGUGUCUGUGACUCAGUGAAUAAAUGGAUGGUGUCCAAUGCAAGGAAGUGCAUUUCAUCACACACAGACAAAAAUCAUAGAGGUAGAUAACAAACCACAAUUACAGAGAGGGAAAGUUCUGCAGGACCACCAUUUUUGCAAUGACAGUGUGUAACCCUUAUGGUGGGCUUCCAUAGAGCUGGCCAAUCAAAAGAAAGUAGGCUUGCAAAGGAGGGGGCCCUUAAAGACACAAUACCUGAAAAACAGAGGCUGAAAGGAGGUUAUCAUGGGCAUGGGUCAAGCAGAGCCACUGAAGAGGUUUCACGGAGUGCAGAUAUAAAAUGUGUGUGUAUAAAGAGGUCACUUUGAAGCUGCAUUCUUUGUGAUGGCUGGUAAGGGGUUUUUCCAAAGGUUGCAAAAACAGUCACUUUUGUGAUAGGCUGUGUGACAGUGGUAGUACUUCAUGGUUUAAACAUGAUGUCACCUUAUUAAUAACUGUAAACUCUACAUUUCUUUCAAAGUCUCCUUCAAAGCUUGAUGUUAAAGUUAAUAAUUUCCCCAUUUUAAUAAUUUUUUAUCUGUUGUUUUAAAAGGGUUGAGGUAUUACAAAUCUUUACACCUGUGCCAUGCUUAAGAUGUGUUGUUUUUGCCAUUUGAUUAGGCCAACAAAACUCGCAGGAUUUAACUGUUCUUUUAGCCUCUUAGGGCUCUAUUUCCUUGCCUCGCCGGCGACGUGGCGCUGUAAGUCAGGUCCUCCGCGCCUACAAGGCAUUCCCAAGCACAAUUUGGUAUUUUGGUGAGUGGCACAGCCCGGCGUAAGUAUCCCCCCUCCCUGACUCAGCUCCUCCGUGUCUCAUAUAAGCACUGGUAAGACAAACACCCUUUUCCACAAAUAAAGACACUCACAUAAAGUUGCAGAUAUUUAAACCUCACGUGACAAAGGUGGGUUGUGCGCACAGAUCAUAACAUAAAUUCUAAUAAAGGCAUCAAAAUUGGAACCAUCUGUGCGUAAAUGACGCAUCGCGCUCCGUGGCCUGGCUCUUUCUUUCAUAGAUGUUGGCAUAUAAAAUAAUUUCUGCUCACAAAACUGAAUAUUAUAAUAUUCGUAUGUAGGCUUAAAGUAAAUUACUCAUCUGAUCACUGAAACAAAUCAUCUGUUCAAGCCACCGCAGCAGCAGCUGCAGCAGGACGGAGAGAGGACACGGAGACGUGUCCAGGUCGAGCUGCGCGAGAAAUAAGAGGAAGAGGAAGAAAGAAAAGGAGGGAGAGGAAUAUCAUAUCUUGUUCACUUCAUCAUGUGUGUCUAUUUACUAGAUAUUUAAUUUAAUUGAAUGCGGUUUCAGUUGUGUUGAUUCGGUCAGGUCGAGUGUCCCAACGCGUGCCAAAUGUGUUCAUCAGAUCAGAUAUAGAUCAGAAUAUAUCAAUAUUGAUCUAAAUGUAUGUGCACUCAGAUUAUUAGUUGUUGAUGAUUAUUUAUUGCACUGAAAUGUGCCUGACACUGUGGAAACCUGCCGGUGCGGCAUCGGUGACGUAUGUCGAUAUGCCGCCGGUCUACUAAAAUACCACUAGACAAGCUGCGCUUCUCAUCGCCUGCGCUGAAAGCUGACAUGGUUUGAAUCGGCGAGCUUUCAGAGCACUUUACAUGCCGGCGGCGAGCACGAAAAUAGGGCCCUUUGUCUUAAGCAUGCUCUUGAAUUUUCUCAAUUUGCAUCCAUUUAAAUCAAGGUCAACUUCUGGAGUUCCUCCAAUCAAACUACAAUAACUUCUGAGCAUUAGCCUCCAGUCUUGAGGAAUAGAGCUUGUAUUGUGUGGGAAUGCUACAGACUCUGCAGUCUCUUCGGUGUCCACCUGAGGCCCUCGUCAGGCUUUAAAACAUCUAUUUAGAAACUGAUGGGUGAUGUCACUGCGAUGAGGUCCACAUUUUAUACAGUUUAUGGUUAAAACAUCAAACUUAAGUCUUAAAAAAUGAAGCCCACUCUGCCUGCCCCCCCAAAAAAGUCGCCACCAAAAAAAAUUUAAUACUCUAAUAUAUGGUUGGUCCACCUUUAGCUUUUAUACAGCAUGCGUUCUCUGUGGCAUUGUUUCAGUAAGCGUCUGCAAUGUCACAAGAUUUAUUUUCAUCCAGUUUUGCAUGAAGCUUUCACCAAGAUCUUGCAUUGAUGAUGAGAGAAUCCGACCACUGCACAAAGCCUUCUCCAGCACAUCCCAAAGAUUCUUCUUCAAUGGGUUAAGGUCUGGAGUCUGUGGUGGCCACUGGCCAAUCCAUGUGAAAAUUAUGUCUCGCGCUCCCUGAACCACUCUUUCACAAUUUAAGCCUGAUGAAUCCUGGCAUUGCCAUCUUGGAAAAUGUCUGUGCCAUCAGGGAAGAAAAAAAUCCAUUGAUAGAAUAAUCUGGUCAUUCAGUAUAUUCAGAAAGUCAGCUGACCUCAUUUUUUGGACACAUAAUGUUGCUUAGCAUAGACCUGACCAUCUGCAGCAACCCCAGAUCAUAGCACUGCCUCCAUAGUCUUGUACAGUAAGCACCAGGCAUGGUAGGUGUAUCACCUCACCUGCCUGUUUUUAUCACCCUGAUGGACACAUCUUUCUGGAACAGGGUAAAUCUGGACUCAUCAGACCACGUGACUUUCUUCCAUUCCUCCAGAGUCCAAACAUUAUGCUCCCUAGCAAACUCAAGCCUUUUUUUUAGUUACCUUAUUAAUUAGUGGUUUUCUUGAGGCUACACAGCUGUUCAGUCCCAAUCCAUUGAGUUCUCUUGGCAUUGUGCAUGUGGAAAUGUACAGCCAUUCAGGAUUGUUUCCUGAUCACAUUUUUUCCUGGAAGACAACGGUUCCCCACUAUCCUUCCAGUUUCUAAUAAUGCCUAGGACAGUUCUUAAAGGUGGGGUAGGCAGGAUCUGAGGAAGUGCUAGUUUUUAGGAGAAAUCUUGAAUGUAAACACUACCCCUCCCAACCAGUUUUCCCCUCAGCCCCUCCUCUCCCCUUCUUCUCUGCUCCAGCAAGCCCCGCCCACAAACAGACGCUCUGCUCGCUUGAAUCAUUUCAAUUAAAUUCAGAUAUAAUGCAGAUAAAUACUUCAGAUGAUUACAAAUGGGGCCCAGUCAACGUGACAGUAAAAAGCAUUGGUGCAACUGUAGAUGCCAACAGACUACCAGCAAACACAAUCAUUGCAGGACUUCUACAACUAGGAGAAAGUGACAUAGUCCAGGACCCCGGGUAAACAGUUUAGCGGCGCUACAACACGCAGCAGGUCCCAUCUGACAAGAAACACUUCUGUUACAGACACUUAGCUUACUUUGUUACUUUGGUUUACCUGUUCAGCAGAAAGGUUACAGAGUCCAUAAGAUCCCGAAGCCUCCCCCAUCGUUUAAUCAUUGAUGUUGACCCGGCUUCUUAGCUCUUGUCCGGUCAUAGCACUGCCUCCAUAGUCUUGUACAGUAAGCACCAGGCAUGGUAGGUGUAUCACCUCACCUGCCUGUUUUUAUCACCCUGAUGGACACAUCUUUCUGGAACAGGGUAAAUCUGGACUCAUCAGACCACGUGACUUUCUUCCAUUCCUCCAGAGUCCAAACAUUAUGCUCCCUAGCAAACUCAAGCCUUUUUUUUAGUUACCUUAUUAAUUAGUGGUUUUCUUAAGGCUACACAGCUGUUCAGUCCCAAUCCAUUGAGUUCUCUUGGCAUUGUGCAUGUGGAAAUGUACAGCCAUUCAGGAUUGUUUCCUGAUCACAUUUUUUCCUGGAAGACAACGGUUCCCCACUAUCCUUCCAGUUUCUAAUAAUGCCUAGGACAGUUCUUAAAGGUGGGGUAGGCAGGAUCUGAGGAAGUGCUAGUUUUUAGGAGAAAUCUUGAAUGUAAACACUACCCCUCCCAACCAGUUUUCCCCUCAGCCCCUCCUCUCCCCUUCUUCUCUGCUCCAGCAAGCCCCGCCCACAAACAGACGCUCUGCUCGCUUGAAUCAUUUCAAUUAAAUUCAGAUAUAAUGCAGAUAAAUACUUCAGAUGAUUACAAAUGGGGCCCAGUCAACGUGACAGUAAAAAGCAUUGGUGCAACUGUAGAUGCCAACAGACUACCAGCAAACACAAUCAUUGCAGGACUUCUACAACUAGGAGAAAGUGACAUAGUCCAGGACCCCGGGUAAACAGUUUAGCGGCGCUACAACACGCAGCAGGUCCCAUCUGACAAGAAACACUUCUGUUACAGACACUUAGCUUACUUUGUUACUUUGGUUUACCUGUUCAGCAGAAAGGUUACAGAGUCCAUAAGAUCCCGAAGCCUCCCCCAUCGUUUAAUCAUUGAUGUUGACCCGGCUUCUUAGCUCUUGUCCGGUCUACCUCGGUUUAAAACGUCUGUCAUUCCACCAGAGUCCCCGGUAUUUACUGCGUUUUUUUGCUUGUGUUGGCAGUUGUGGCUAAAGGAGGAUUCAGACAACUUGCCGUACUUUUUGGUUGGUUUCUACUGUCCGAUAUUGUAGCAGGCUAACUUUGUUUGGGCUUGUGAAUGACACAGGGGAGCAGCGCCCACCUCCAAACCAAUCAGGUCGAGGAGGCGGAGAAUGGCUUUGUUUACAGUCAGAAAGGGUGGGCCACUCAAAAAAUUGUAACUGUUGACUACACAGACAUAACAAAACACAGCGAUAUCGUUAUAUUACCAAAUGUCAUCAAUAACUAAUAAAUAUUGACUGAUAUUAAACGCUUUUUUGUAUAUACACCACAAAAAAAGAUACUUCUUUAAUAGAAUCCUGCCUACCCCACCUUUAACCAAAUUUUAACCGUUCCUGCAAUCUCCUUAGAUGUUUUCUCUGCUUGAUGCAUGAAAAUGAUUUGACCCUUCUUAAACAGACUGACAUCUUUUCCACAACCACAGGCUGUGUCUUUCCACAUGGUUAUUUAAGAAAUGAGAAGUCACUCAUUGUAUCAACUGGGGUUAAAUAACAUGUUGCCAGCUGAAAAAUAAUUCCCCAUGCAGUAAUAGAUCAAUAGGUGGCUCGUACCUUUUCUGCUUAUUUCAGUCCAGCUGGUGACUUUGAUUUUGGCCAGGCAGUGUACUAUGUUCUUACUAUAGUUUGGGCCUCAGAGCAGAUUAUAACAGUGUAAUGAUUGACCUGACACACGUGGAACUCAAGUAAACAGUUUGAGUCAAAGAGGCAUGUGACACCUGAGGGCUGCUGGUGGUGAAGUGGAGACACAAUCGCUUUUUUUUUUGAGCUGGAAAUGUUUAUUUCCUGUAACUUUAAAAGCCAAUUAAGUUUAGAGGUAAAAAUAAAAUAAAAUAAAAGUGUGUUGUGUUGUGUCUUUUUAACCCAUCAUGGCUCCUGUUCUGUUUUAUGAACUGUUUUAUUCAUGUCCAUGCCCUGGCCACCACUUAUCUUUAGACAUACCUCCCAUCUCUGUCAUAUUUUCUUGGUAACAGUCACUUCCUGCUAGAUUUAUUCUCCUCC
Molecule: messenger RNA, 78516 nt
Organism: Xyrichtys novacula (pearly razorfish)
Lineage: Eukaryota; Metazoa; Chordata; Actinopteri; Labriformes; Labridae
Source: the annotation of a GenBank genome assembly